AUGGAAAUGUAUGGCAGGAUGGACCCUUUAGAGUUUGAGGUUAGCCCUGUCAAACGUUUGAAAACUCAGCAUCCUUUUCCCUAUCUCUUCGCAGAGGAGGCCUAUCAAAAGCUGGCCAGCGAGACCCUGGAGGAGCUGGACUGGUGCUUGGACCAGCUGGAGACUUUACAGACCAGGCACUCUGUCAGUGAGAUGGCCUCCAAUAAGGUAAGGACCACCUCUGUUGCUUUAGAACGUCUGGGGGUUCUGUUGUAUUGAUAUUGAUACAUGUAUCCCAUGCAGGUAAUAAUGAAUAAUUACUGUACUGAUAUGGAAACACGUAUCCCAUGCAGAAAAUAAACAAUAAUUCAUUAUAAUCCUUGCAAAAGCUGUAACCUGUGGCUGGUGAUCUAAGGGUUAACGGUGUCUUUCUGCAGGCUGUGUAGUAGUAGGCUGCAAAACUGGACUGCAAUGAAAAUUCAGCCCCAAGUGCAGUGAAAGGUUAACACAUUCUCAGCCAAUGUCACAGUUAAAAUCUGAAAAAAAUAAUCUAAUGUAGCAUGGUAUUGCACCCACAUUUUACUCCCAGAGUGGUGAAAAGUUCUUGGCACUGUUGAUUUAACCCUAUAUCGUAAAAUGCAAUAAAGUGUUAAAGUAGUGUGGAACUAUUAUUCAGAUUUUUUUUUAUUAUAGGCUUCUCGAAAUUGUAUUUUUAUUUCCCAAUGCUUGACAUGCAGAGGAUACUGGGAUUUAUAAUGUACAUUAUUCCCAGCUGUUGAUUAAAGCAGGAAGAUGCUAUUUAGUGAUUUCAAAUAUAUAAUUUUUUUUUUUUUUAAAUUCCCAUCACAACCACACAAUUUCUGAUCUGAUUAAAAUGCAUUCAUAUUUGGGUACCGGAUACUGGCAAUAAAUGCACAGCUAUGUUGACAAUCUAUUACACACAUAUGUAUUUUUCUCCCUGCUUCUUCCUUUUGGUUGAACCUCUUCCUCCUCUAAAUCCCGUAACAGGCCUGUUUUGUAUUCUGGUUGUAUUUCCCCAUCACCAGAGUGUGACGUUGGUUGCAUGCUGGGACAUGGUUGCUUGUUUUUAUAUUAAGCUUCGAUUAUUCACAAGCAAUGAAUCAUGGUUAGUGAAAUGGUUAAACGCAUUGUGCGCAUAACUGAUUUAUAAUUUCACUUGUUUUUAACAAGUAUGUGUUUUAGUAAUUUAUCAUUUUUUUAUUAUUUUUUUUAUUUAUGAACUUUUGUUUCACACUUCAUUGGCACAUGGCACUAAAGGUGCAAAUUAAGCCUUUACAUGACCAUUUAACCUUUCGUCUUCCAUCUUUUGUGAAUAAUGUAUCAUAAAAGUAUAGGUUCUAGUGUGUAUGUGUGCAUUUAUGUAAAUAUACACUCAUGCAAUGCAUAUAAUAUUUAGUUUUAUUGAUGGUAAUAUAGAUGUAAUUCACAAAUGUACAUCUUAUAGCUGUGUUCUCAUACGAACAUUCCAAAAGAGGGAGAAAUUCGUAUUUAAGCACUGUUUGUUUUAUUUAUUUAUUUAUAUUUUUUUUUUACCUUUUCUAAUAAAGAUCAAUUUUGGUUUUAAGAUCUAACUUUUUUUUUUUUUUUUUUUAAAUUCAAGAUUACAUUAAACAUUUCACUUUGCAUUUCUAGUUUGACUAAAGCUUUGAUUUCCACAGGUGCAGGCCCCUAUAAUAAUAAUAAUAAUAGGGAUUCUGCUUACAGAGCAGUUAAAAAAAACAGUAAACGGUUGGUUGAAAUUCUAACAGCGACUCUUGGUCAGAUCAGCCGUAUUGUAAUUUCUCAGGCCAAGAGGACACACUCCUGACUUGUUUAUAUAACCCACUUAACUCAAGUUUACAUUCAGCGAAAGUAAACUUGCCUUUCCAGAUGUAUGUGUAUGGAAGUCAUCAAACACUAUGUGUAUGUCGUUAAGAUGGCAUUAUAAGAUGCAUGGUGUCCUCCUUGUCUGACUGCUGUAAAAAUUGCUGCAGAAUUGUAAUAAUGCAGUAGUUAAGCCAAGAAAAUCAUAUUAACCUGCAGUGUUUUCCAUUAUGGUCAUUUUGAAUUUAAAAAAAUAAAAAAUAAGUGUUGAGCUCUUAUUUUUAUUUAUUUAUUUAUUUUUAAACAAUUUAGCCAUUUCCACCGUUUUGAGUGCCCCUCAUUGGCAAUGCUUUGCUGUUGCUGUGGCUCUAUUUUUUUUAUUUUUUAUUACAGCUGUAUGUUUGUGUGUUGUAUCGAAGGUACUGCACCUGGUUGUCUGCUGCUUAUUCUACAGUUAAGCAGAUUAGUAAUUCUCCCAUCAUGGCAUUUAAAAGGAGAGUCUUGCAUAUGCUUUUGGCAAUGGCAGCAGCUGAUUCAGUAAAGGUUUUCUACGUAUAUGGAUUUUAAUACCAUUGUUUAUCGGGAACCUCCUUGCAAAAGGGUUGUUGUGGGGGAAAUAUGUGUGCAAGCAGUCUGUGUAACCGACAUGUACGUUAGAGAUGCUUCUAGUUUUUACUCCCUCCCCCCCCAUCUUGGGCUUGUGUUUCAUCAUAUUAAAGCACGUUACUAAAAGUUAGACAUCAUCUCUUAGUGUUAGGUUAUGGUUCUAGCUUCUAAAUGGCUAAUUGCUUUAAAUACCAAUUUUUUUUUUUUCUUAAAUAAAUGAUAAAAAAUUGCCAACCAGUAAUGCCGUCAAGAAAAACACUUUCGCCUGUUUGGUUCUGCUCUGCUCAUUUGCAAAUAUUUACUUUGGUUUUAUAUAUGUUUCGGUUCUGUAGUGUAAACUGCAUUUUUCUAUAUUGUUUUCAAACCAAAAUGUUUUCCAUCAAAAUCAUGUUCUUGAAUUUUACGAUGUUUGGUUUCCAAAAGAAUUAUGUCUCCUAUGAUGCUCAGCCAUUGUAAAGACAAAGCCUGGCUGGAUCACGGGACAUUCACUGCCAUGUGAAUUUCAGAACCAUUUGGGAUACAAAGGUUAGCCAACUUUGCCCCAGAAUUUCAGUGCAUUGCUUGACAGUCUUGUUACUGCUAGAGUGAAGGUCACACAUUGGAACUCCACACCCACGGUUACAUCAGAAUAUUGAUAUCACAGUGACAUAUUGUGCUUCUGUCAGGUUGUGAUGGUGUCCCCAGGCCUGUUUUCAUUUUGCGAUGUUGCACACACGUGUGACUUGUGGAAUAGUGCAUCAUGUUUGCAUAGUUUUACUGUUGCUAAAUGCUGCUUCAUAAAUUUCGGGUACUGAUUGGUUUGCUGUGAUCUCUCAAGGUUUGUGUUUGAGGGAAUUUAAGAUCAUCUUUAAUCCCAUGACAUACUGUGUGCGCUCAGUGUUAAUGCCAUAGUGGCUUGCUUUCCUGCUUCUGUUAAUAGCUGAUGCAUUCAAACAACUGCUCAGGUUCACAAACUUUCCAUAAAGAGGGAAAAAUACAAUGAUUAUUUAGUGUCUGUGUUCUCUUCAGAUUAGGCUGAAUUUCACCUCUGACCUAAACACUGUAUGUGUCUGUAUUAUGGCUAAUUAGUGGUCAGAUUGUGGGAUGUCGUUAAGGCCUCUUAAAUACCUUACUUUCCUCCUAGGUUACAACAAGAUUUUCGUCUUUUUGUAUGUUUUGCACUUUUUAUUUUCCUUCAGCCUUUCUUAUAUAAUUUUUUUUAAACCUUUUUGUUAAAUUUUUAUUUUCGUAUCUCUGGUAGUUCUUCAUUCCAGGACCAGUGUCACAUAGAACCUGAUGUAUCCCUAGUUCUAUAUUCCAUAUUCACGUCCCUUACACUGCUGCCACAAACAUGCAAGAUUAUUUGCUAAAGUGAGAAUUGUUAGGAAUUUAUUUUAAAUUCAAAGUGAAUUUAAAAUGUGACGGUCAAAUUAGCCAAACUGGAAGCAUAGCUGAAUGGAAGACCUUUUGCAGUUCGGCUUCUUUGGGCUUAAUUUAUAUUUCGUUUUGAAUCCCCAACAAUUCUCUCUUUAUUAAUUAAGCCCACUUUGUGUAAAAACCUUUUUUUCAGCCUCAUGCAGAGUUAUUAUAUAUUUUUUUUUGUAACAGCAAUGCCACUUGUAUAGGUUUAAUAGUGCAUAGCUUGAGUUGGAUAUUCAAAGAAUGAAAGGGGAUGUUAAACACAAGGUAACCAAGGUUUCAUUCACUCAUGCAGAACAUCACCUUCUAGAUAUUUAAAUAUUUGUACUGGACCCCAAAAGUUAUGCCACGCAGGCUGCUACUAGUUCAGUGAGUGAGCCUUGGUCGAACUAUAACAUUAGUGGAAGUAGGGCUUCCAAAACAUUAAGAGAAGAACUUGCUAGGCAUACACAUCUUGCAUAUGUUGGUUACCAGAGCACCCACAGGUCUUUUAGUUAAUAUUAUUAAAUACUGAUUGGUGUAAAAAAUGUACACAGAUUUUUUUUUAUUUUUUUUUUUAGCUUCCACAGUUGAAAUAGGAUUUAAGUCAAUCAGGUAAUAUGACCGCUAAGGAAUCCUAUGUUUCCUCUUUUAGCACAUUCACUAAGAUGGGCAUACACUUUUUUUUUUCCCGAAAAACUUGGCCUAUAUAAAGUCUCAAUUACUUUUUCUUCUUUGGUCAAAUAUUGAAGUUCAAAACUUAUCUAGCAAAACUAAUGGAACACUCCAACAAAUAAUUGUAUUUAUAAUGCUGGAGUGUUUGAACUAUUAUCUAUAUUCAGGGACUUCCCCAUUUAUAUACAUAUUUCUGAGAUUUUAAAAAAAUUUUUUUUUUUUUUUUUAUGCCUUCAGGGGAUUAUGACUGGUAAUCUUCUGGCAAUGGAAUGCAGGGUGCAUCUUUCACAUCUGAGAGGUAUUCUCACAGUUUAUUUAUUUUUUAAACUAAAAUAAGGGCGCUGUGAUACUCUGUUAACCACUAAAGCACUGCAGCAAGCCGAACAUUCUUUAGUUCUGUACAUAUAUUUGUAAGGAAACUGGAAAUGGCAUGUUCCUUAUCCCUCAUCCUAUGCUGUAAGCGAGAUUGAAUUAGAAACUUCUAUUCAUUCUAAUUGUGGCGGAGCUCCAAAACCCGACAAGUGUAUCUCCGCCAAAGCCUCUCUCCUUUUCCCGCAUAGUAUUCAGUGAUGUACAGAAGCCCACCCAAACAUCAGUCGAGACUUGAUAAAGGGUGAAAACAGGAAUACUUUAUUAGGUUUUAAUGCACAUAUUUAUAGACAGACCACCAAGGGGUCUUUAACUAGAACAAUGGAGAUCCCACCCAGGUUUUCUGUGUCUAGGAGACAACCAGAUCAAGUACCGCUAAUCUAAUUUGCUUCCAGACAACAGGUCACCUCAACAGAAUAACCCCCCAAAAACAUACAUUUAUAUAUUUGUAAACUCCACACACAUGGUAUCCCCAGAUAGCGUGACUCUGACUUUCUACUUUUGUAGUUAUAGCAUAUUGCCAACCUCUGUAUCGUACCAUAAUCUGCCUAAUCUUACGACUGUGCUUAUACCCACAUGUUAGAUUGCUACACAGCCCAUCGGGUUCCUUUCAAAUACAAUAUGCAGGGUGUUUAUUUUUAUAUAUCAAUGCCACACCUACUCUGUUUAAUAAUACAUGGUAUUUGUGCUUGAAUGCUGAUAUUUCAGAACCAGUAUGAAAAAAGGAUUACUACAAAACUUGUUAAAAAAAAAAAAUAAUAAAAUAAAAUAACAAUCCCUAAGGAUUAAAACACAUUAAAAUUUUAAUUUGUGUAUCUCUGAAAACAAGUGUAUACACAGUUAUCAUUUUCUGUUUUACCCUUAUGCUUAUGUGCCAGCUUUGCAUCCCAUCUUUCAAAUAAAUGCUGUUACUAUUUUUCACAGCCUCUAGAUGUCAUUUUGGUAUGUGUGAAACUGUUUUGGUAACGUCAAUCCACCACAUUGUCAGUGAGUACUUUUUGGCCAGGUCCCAACAAUGUAACAAGUUGUUUGUUCUCUGUUCUGUCCACACUACAUUUUCAUAAAUGUGUGCUUAUUGAUUAAACAAUGGUUAAACUACGCUUUUUAACGCAACUUCUGCCACCAAAGGAUCUCUUUCUCUUCAUCCAUACAUUGCAUGUAGGGCUAUGCUGAUUUCAUAAGCAUUCUAAAAAUCUGAAGCCACUAUGCCACGACUCAGCAGUAGUGGGCAAAGUUUGUGAAGCAACAUACGUUAGUACCGCAAAUAAGGUACUAAUGUGACCUACACAGUCAGUCUUCCUACACAUUUACUGUAAAGAGAGAUCUAAUGUUUAAACUUCCUUAUCUCCUGCUCUGUUAAAAAAACCAAAAAAACAUAUUGUUAGGAAUUCUAAACUGUAUUCCUAACAUUAUACUGCACUCUGCUUCCCCCUUAGCAGCAAAUACAAAGCUAAAUAAAAUGUUUUUCCCACUUACCUGAUUCCAGCACCAUUGCCCCUCUGCGCUGGGUCUGGAUCCUCCCCCGAUGAAGUCAUUGUGAUUUGGGAAACUAAUGCAUAUGCACAGCGCUUGCCAUGCCCACUAUAGCUGGAACAGCUAUAUGAGGUUCUAGAUAUCAUCUUUACUUCUGAUCAUACAUCAGUUUUAUUUUAUUUUCAUUUAUUUUUUAACUACACCACUUUUUGUCAUUUUCUCCAAGGUGCAGUCUGUAACAAGUACUUAAUAAUAUCAUUGCAUUUUGAGUUUUUUUGUAAAUAGAAUAAAAGGCCAACAUAGAAAUGAGAACACAAGACAUGACUACAAAACCAAAUUCAAGCUAAACGGUAAAAUACAAUUUUGUGUUUAACUGUGUACCUUUUCAUUUUUAUUUAUUAUACAAAUCACUUUUAUUGUAGGUUAGCAGGUUUGAAUCUCUGUUUCAUAUUUCUUUUUCUGCUUGGUCCCCAAUAAGCCAUGGCGGUAUUGACCUUUGUUCUGCAGUUGGAUUGCCAGAUACCAUCCGUGAGUGCGCAUUGCAAGUGUGUUACCUAGCAACAUAACCAUUGCAAAGUCACAACACAUUCCAUGGAAGACCUUUGCUGCCAUGUGCACCACUGUACAGUUUGUAAAGAGCUGUCACCUCUGAGAUUUUUGUUUUCACAACACAGUAGCUAACUAUGGGUCAUGCUCCUUUUUAUUUUUUCUUGUUCUCUUUUUUUCUUUUUUAUUUAAUUUUUUCAAAUGUAUUCUUUAGAUUAACAUUAAAUGAGAAUCUGCCAAGGCAUAGCUUGGCAAAAAAUGUAAAUAUGUGGAAUCCAUCAAUAUUGUGCACAUGGAGCUGUGACUGUGUAUUUCCAUAAAUGAUGAUGUGAAGAUUCUUAAAUGCCUAACCCCAGUUAACACAACUGAUGAGUGAAAAUGGAACAGUCACCAACAUACAUGUUGUGCUAUAUUGCCUAUUCUAUUUUAAACCCUAAAUGUCAAGAAAGAGCAUGAAAGUGGAUCUGUCAACAGAGAAACCUGUUACUCAACAGAGCAUGCCAUGUUAAAUGAUUUUUAAAUAUUUCAUUUUAACCCCAUCCCUACUGAGUUUGUGUUUGCAAAAUUAACUAAAACAGAACAUUUACUUUGCAUAGCCAACACACUUGUGUACACUAAAACAGUAAUUUCUUACAUACAGUUCUGGUCAAAGAUGCCCAGAAAAUUGACAUUUUGUGAAUUUACCGAGUUUUAAUAUGGCCACUCCCCCAUGCUUUUACAGACAUCAUUAUGGGAGUAUAAUAUGUGAUGUUCCUUGUAUAUAAUAUGGUUAGAUUUUCGUUUUGUGGGUAUUUUGAUUUCCAGAAAGCCAGCCGAUUUGACAAUUUCCCUAGUUGGCUCCAGAAUAUAGACAUUUUAACUCUAUGUAGGAAAAUAUUCAUGUGAUUUACCUAAGGUAUUGCAGGCUGGUUUUGCUUCUGCUAAUAUUCCCUGUGUAACCCCCAGCCCCCCCCCCCACCCAGCACUGUCCAUUGUAGCCUCUCUGACUCCAGUACCAUUUGGAUGGUGCAGGUUCGUUUCUCACUCUAUUAUGCAAGCCCUAGACACUAUUUUCUUGCAGCAGCAAAAAUUUUAAUACUGAUUUUCUUUUUUUUUUUCAUAAAAAAAUAUUGCAGCAAGGCCGACCCAAGACAUUGUGCUGCCUGGGUCCAAUACUUAAAUGUUGCCCUUUUUUGCUGACGCCAUCAACGGUCAUUAUAUAUGUACACCUACAUUUAAUUAGCUUUCCCUUACCUUGGUUUACUCCGACCCCUCUGUUCCUCUUAACCUCAUGUUCUCUCCUCCUCUUUCACUUUUACUGCCCUUUUCCACAGCACUUUCCACAUCACUAGGUAUUGCACCCAAUGCACCAGACAGCAUCCUUCCUUCCAUGUCUCUCCUCGCCCCCCUUCUCCCUACUUCCAUGUCUCUCUUCCAAGCACCAAUCAGCUGCUGCCCUCACAGAACCAGCUCUGAUCACACACAGAUUUGUGUCACCCUCCUUGCUCUUAUACAUGUCAGGGCAGGUGAGGGGGGCUUUCAGAUGGCCGGCGUGCUGCCUGUAGUUUCAGGUGCCUCCCUGUGCAGUUCCCUUACGGAGCCGGAAGCCACCUGUAAAAAAAAAAAAAAAAAAUAAAAAAAAAAAAAAAAAUUGGUCCAGACACCUUGAGUGCAGCAAAUUGCUACCCCCUUAGAGUGCCACCUUGGGCCAAGGCCCCGACAGGACCCAUUGUAGGGCCUGCUGCUCUGUGUACAGUCUUUUACCAAUUCUCCUCUUCUAUCACUUCCUUGCAAGCCGUGUUUUAAUUUUCCACCUUAAUUAAACAGUCAAUACUAACCAUACCCCAAUACAGAUGGGAGCACCUCCUCUGCAGCUCUAUUGGCCACAGUAUGUUUUAUGCACACUGUUUUCAGAUGAGAACAUGAUUAGUUACACACCUCCGAAUAUACAAAGCAGUGAUGGGCCAGCGCCUAGGGGUGUCUAACAGGGUGUACUCUAUAUUUCCACAGUGUGUUUGUGUUCAUUUAUCCUCUGAUAAAGGUGCAGCACUACAGUGCCGUAAUACACGUCGGGCUCUCUAUACUUUGUUAAAACACUUUGCAAGAGUUGCACUUAUGCCUUAUCUAUAUUUUUAGCCAUAUUUAUUUAUUUUUUUAUUCCAGACCUUUGUUAUACUCUGCAGAAAUUCCCUGGCGCCUGGGAUUUGUCGAGCCCUGUGUUAUGACACUAAUUAAUGAAACCUGCAUGAUGAAUCUUGGGUCCAUAACAACACUGCCUACACCUGUAGUGCUAAUGGUGCGCUGAGUGCUCCUUUUAAUCAUAAAUACUUAGAACUAUGGGCAUCUGUGUAUUUCAAAUGUCUCAAUUUUUUUUUUUUUUUUAAUUCUUUAUUUUUGAUUCGACACAGAAUGCAGCAUAGCAAAAUACAGUGGCUCACGCAGGGGCCGAUCACAAAACAGUGUUACUUAGCUUUCAACAGUGGUUAAGUGUUUAAUCAGUUAGGAGACAUUGGUUUUUGCCGCUCUGUGUCGGUUUUUGGGGGGCAGUGUUUGCCCGUAUAGAAAAUACAAAAUAUACAAAAAGUACAAACAACACAAAAAAAAACAAAGAAAAAAGAAAACGAGGAGCACAACGGUGCCACAUAAGAAGGCUGGAUACAAUAAUCUCUGGGUAUUUACUAAGGGUUUCGCAACGCUUUCAAACCGACUCACAUUGAGUAUAUUAAGUCUUUUUUCCGCUGUUCUGCGUGCGGCGGUACUGAUUGUUGUGUUGUCGGUUAGGUGCUCUGAGCUAUGUCAUGUGACCGUCUGCGUCGUGUCAUGGUGGUUGUGCUGUCGGUUUGGAGUUGCGUCCGUUGGUUAUACUCAAUAUCGGUCCGUCCUAUGAGCCAUCCCAAGUCGGGGUCUAUUGUGGGCGCGGAUGGCGGUGCCUUGUCAUCGUUUCUUGUGGCUGUGGGUGGCUGCAUGGAGGGCCCCUAGUGACGGGUCGUGCUUUGUCAGUGGUCAUUGUGCUGUGCUUUGUAACCGUAAUACUAGUUUGUAGGUGCGGUGUAACUGGUUGGUUUGGGAUUUGUGUGGGCUCUGCCUGGUGCCUCUUCCCCUUAUUCCCCUGUCUAAAGGUGGGACGGGGGGGAGGGAAGGGGAGCGCUGUUCGCUGGGGCGUGCGGCGGAUCUAGGCCUUUCCGAGGCCUCUGUCCUUAUCCUGCUUCUGUAGGAUUUAGUCGUCGAGAAAGUCUUCCCAAGGUUGCCAUAUUUUAUGAAAUGUUUUCUCCGUGUUCCUAAUUUGGGCUGUGAGUUUGUCCAUCAAGUGUGUGUCUUUAACUUUAGCUAUCACGUCGUCGUCUGUAGGUAAUGUGGGUUUAAGCCACGCCUGGGCUAGAGCCCUUCUGGCCGCUAGAGUGAUUUUAUUGUAGAGCUGUUGUUCUUUUCUAGGGAGGCCGUCUAUGGGUUUGGACAGUAGAACCGUCCAUGGGUCUAGAUCUAUACUGUGCUUUAGCACGUCAGUUAGUAGUGUCUGUAUGCGCUUCCAGUAUUUGUUUAGUUCUGGGCAUUCCCACCACAUGUGCACAAAGGUGCCUUUACCACCACAGCCCUUCCAACAAGUGUCAGUCGUGGUUUUCCCCAUUCUGUGUAGCUGCACUGGUGUUGUGUACCAUCUCAUGAGCAUUUUAUAUGACUGUUCUUGGUGCAAUACACAGACUGAGGUUUUAGCUGUCGCCUCCCAGAUGUCCUCUCCUUCCAGUGUCGCCCCCAGGUCCGCCUCCCAUUGGUCAAUAUAACGUGGGGCUCUAGUGUCUUUACUUGGGGCGCUGAGUUGUGCGUAUAUAGUGGUUAUUAAGCCUUUUUGUACGGUUUCGGCAUUGCAUAGUUGUUCAUAAAACGUCAUUGGGGUGUGGGCAGCUUUUCUGACUUCUGGGGAUUUGGCAAAGUCUCGUAGUUGGAUAUGGCGAAAUACAUCUUUUGUGGUCAGGGGCGCUAAGGUUUUCAGGCUAUCGAACGUUCUGAAGGAGUCUCCUUCGUACAUAUGGCCAUAUCUCUGCAUCCCCGUACUCUUUAUGCCCCUAAAGUCGCGUGCGCUCAGCCCGGGUUCAAACGCUUUAUUCCUCAGAUACGGGGUUAGUGGUGAAGGUGUGUGUUUAAGUGCAUAUUUGGUAGCUGUAUUGUCCCAUAUUCGAAUGGAAUUUAGGAUUGCCGGGCAGGUGGUCCGCAGGGCCGGUCUGUCUUGUCUGGGUACCAAUAUCCAGAAUUGUGGGAGAUCGGUACUCAUCAAUUUCGUUUCCAGGUCGACCCAUCGAUGUGAGCCCUCUGGUGCGUGCCAAGCCACUAUUUGGGCUAAUUGAGCCGCCAAGUAGUAUUGAUACAGGUUUGGGAGUCCUAGUCCUCCCUUUGAUUUCGGUCGGUAUAACACUUGCCUAGCUACUCUAUGUCGUUUCUGUGCCCAUAUAAAGUUAUCUAUGUGUCUUUGCAGCGUCGUUAGGUCCCGUUUAGUGACUUUGAUCGGCAGGGCUUGGAAUAGGAACAGCAGGCGAGGUAGCAGUGUCAUUUUUAUCGCGUGUAGUCUCCCUAUCCAUGAGAUUGGCUUGUCUUGCCAUUUCUCUAAGUCCUGUCGUAGUUUUUGUAAUGUGGGUGUGUAAUUUGCUUCAUACAGUCUCUCCGGGUCUGCCGUUAGUUUAAUCCCUAAGUAUUUGAUGUCAGUUCUUAUAAAGUUGAGGGAGUGGUUAGCUUUUAUGGCAUUGAUCUCUGCUGUCUCCAUUUCUAGUGGCAUGGCCAUUGACUUAUCUAGAUUAAUUUUAUAGCCCGAUACCCGUCCGUAGUCUUCGAGGAGGUCGAGGAGGCGUGGCAGGGAACCCCUAGGGUUGGCAAGUGUGACCAUGAUGUCGUCCGCAUAUGCAGAGACUUUGUAUUCCUCCCCUCCUGCCCUAAUGCCCUUAAUGUUCCUAUCCUCCCUUAUCCUCAGUAGAAGAGGCUCCAGUGCUAGGACAAACAGCAGGGGGGAGAGGGGGCAGCCCUGUCUGGUGCCGUUGGCAGUCUUGAACGGAGUCGGUGCUGUCCCCGGUACCGCUGUUUGGGCUUGUGGUUCUGUGUAAAGUGCUUUUAUUCCCUGUAUGAAUGUUUCUGGCAUACGUAGGUGCCCUAACAGUGAGAAGAGGUAGUGCCACUGGACCCUGUCGAACGCCUUCUCCGCAUCCAGGGAUAGGAUCAGAGAAGGCGUCCGGGUCCUCACCGCCCACCAUAUGACAUUCGCCCCCCUCCUGGUGUUUUCGUAUAGUUGUCGCGAUGGUACAAAGCCGACUUGGUCUGGGUGGACCAGUGUGCCUAGGAGGGGAUUGAGGCGUGUCGCUAGGAUUUUUGCAAACACCUUAACAUCAAAAUUAAUCAGUGAGAUAGGCCUAUAGUUCCCGGCCUCAGUAGGAUCUUUACCUGGUUUAGGGAUGAGGGUGAUAUCUGCUGUGAGAGUUUCUGGGUUAGGGUGUCCCCCGUCCAUCCAUUCCCCGUAUACCUUCACCAACCUUGGGGUCAACGUGUCUCUAAGGAGUUUAUAGUAGGAACCAUCGUAGCCGUCUGGGCCCGGAGCCUUGUUCCCUUUGAGUGCUGUGAUUGCCCUAUCUACCUCGUCCCCCUCUAUCGGUGCGCCCAGGGCAAGUAUGGCUUCCUGCGUCAGGCUCUUCAUGUGGGUAUUAGAUACGUAGUCUGCGACCGUUCGUUUGUGGGACUCAUUGUUGCUGUUCAGUUCUGGGGAGUGGUUAUAUAUGUUUACUAGGAGCUCCGAGAAGAUUUGAUUAAAUUCCUUGGGGUUAUGUGUCAUCUGUCCCGAUUUGUCCCUAAUCGCCGUUAUGGCCUUGAAUUGUUGUUUGGGGUUUAGGGCCCUGGCUAAGAGGGUGUCCAUCUUAUUAGUGCGUUCGUAAAAAAGGCGUUUUUUACGGACAAGAUCCUUUCCCAGGUCUUCGAUCGCCAAGGUUCGGAUCGUAUGUCGGAGUGCCCGAAGGUCUUGCAAACCCCGUGUCGAGGGAGUUUGCUUAUGCUUGGCUUCUGCCCUCCUAAGCGCCUUUUGGAGCUCGAAGAGGGUUUCCGCCUUCUGUUUUUUCCGCCGAGUCGCUAAUUUGAUAAGGGUGCCUCGGAUGACCGCCUUGUGGGCGGCCCAGAUCGUAGUUUGGGUCACCUCCGGCCUGUCGUUCUCAUUAAAGUAGGUUGUUAUUUCGUCCCGGAUUAGUUUUGUCACCUCAGGGUCUUUGAUAAGUGUGCUGUUCAAUCUCCAUUUCCAUGGUGGCCUGGGCCCCGGGAGUCGUAAAAUAAGCUCGAUGUCGGCGUGAUCCGACCACGUGAUGAGGUUAAUUCGUGCAGAUUGGAUCCAUGGGAUCCCUCUCUGGUUGACCAGGAAUAUGUCUAUGCGGGAGUAUGUGGAAUGUGCCGCCGAGAAGAAUGUAUAGUCUCUCUGUCCUGGGUGCCGCAACCUCCAGGGGUCGAGCAAUUUCGUUUUGUGUAUGAACUGGGAUAGUAGUUUGUCCUGUCCCCCGGCCCUAGGUGUUCUCUGGCCCCCUGUCGGUGAGCUACGGUCGACUGGCGGGCUGGGAGUUGCGUUCAUGUCGCCCCCCAGGACUAUUAUUCCGUAUGGCAGCGCGUGUAUCCGGUUGUGUAGGUCGUCCCAGAAGUCUGGGUCUGGGUGGUUGGGUGCGUAGAUGUUAAUUAGAUGGUAUGUGGUGGUGUAUACCGUCCCGGUGAGGAUGAUGUACCGACCCAUCGUGUCAACUUGUGUCGUUUGGGUGACAAAGGGGCAUUUUUUGUGCAGGAGUAUUUCUACUCCGUUUUUCUUCACCAAUACUCUGGAGGAGUAUGCCCUGGUGUAGAGGUGGUCAGUUAGCUGAAUCCGGGCUGAGCGCAGUAUAUGUGAUUCUUGUAUGAAGGCUAUGUUUUUUUUUUGCCGUUUUAGUUCUCUCAUUAAUAGACGCCGUUUGGUUGGAGUGUUAAGGCCGUUAACGUUUAGGGAGGUUAGUUUAAGCGUGGCCAUAGUCUGCCCAGGUCCCGCCCGAAGUGCGGUUGGUGGGGUCAGGUUUAUCCGCCGCACGCCCCCGCGAGGAGCGAUGCGUGAGGGUCAGCAAGCGAGGGAGAGUUAUCUCUCCUAGUCUCUAAGAGGAUGGGGGAGGGUAGGGGAGGGGAUCCUCCCCGGGGAGGUUUUGAGGGUUAAGGAAGAAGGGGAGGGGGUUGUGACUAUCCCCGGGGGAACGCGAGCUCUCGGUUCCCUCAAGGAUCCGUGGGUUCUGGGAGGCCCGUGUAGUGGGGGGGGGGGUGCAGGGUGUGGUGGGGGUUAUCCCCGGUCUUAGUCGCGCCGGGUGUAUCGGGGGGUGGCUAUCCGCCCCGCGGGUACUUUGUGUAGCACGGAGGGGACAAUCAGCCGUUGAGCACCCUGUCGCCGACCCAAGUGAGAGUUUCCAUGUACAUAUACGUCAGUUCCCUAUUAGGUUGUGGGGUCUGUGUGUCCUCUCAUGUCAAGUCACGUGUGUACAGAGAUAACAGCAUUAUAUUAUACGUUCAAUCAUUACAUUACUUUGAACAAUCGCAGAUGUGCAACAUUAAAGAGAUAGAACAUAGAGGUUGUAUCUCUCCCUCCCGUCCAUUAUCAUUUUCUAGUUAUGUUGGAGAUUAGGACAUGAGCAAGAGAGAAGAGCAGGGGGGAAGCAUAGUGCCAAAGAAAUAGAGAGGGAAAGAGAAAAAAGAAAAAGGGGGGGGGGAGGAGAAGGGAUGUACACUUGCGUGGCAGGUGGUGUCAGUGAUGUUCCCGAUCAUCCGGUUCGUUGCCUAUUGGGUUGGGGCAACACUGUGGUUCCAAGUCCCUUUCCCUGGUUGUCACCGGUGCUGUCCUGGUUAUAGACGUGCCUUGGUAAGGUUAGAGUCCGUAAUGCUGCGUUGAGUACUCUUUAGUCCAGUAUUACACCGCAUCCCGGUGUGUUAAGUCCUCUUACUACUUGGUCCGUCGUCUCCGGUUCAGUAUUCCGAUCGAAGUGUGCGUGUUAAGGUUUUUUUUUUUUAUUUAUUUAUUUAUUUUUGUAUUGUUGUGUUCCCAUUUUCUCCCCCCUCCAUCCCUCCCACCCUCGUAAUUAUAGGUGUGCGUUUAUAUUUUUUUUUUCCUCCCCUUCCCACCUCUUCUCGCCCCCCCCAUCCCCCUCACGCCCCUACAGCUCCUCUCAGUCCAGGGCUCUGCGACUGUUCAAGUUCCCAGUUGGCAUCUAUGUUAAUUCUUUUCCUUCGUUCAUUCUUUUUGUUGAUUGUCGUUUUCCAUUUGAGGUGUAUUCUCUGUAUCAGCGUUGUUCUAUGUCGUUGUGUUUUGUUGUAUUAUCGUCCGUGACUUGGGUUUAUGUCUUAGUUUUAGGGGCAGUUUGGGGGAAGGAUUAGGGCGGUCUAGGUCUGUCUAGGUCUGUGUUUAGGAAUGCCUUUUGGGGAGGAGGCCUCUGAGGGCCCCUCAAUUUACACCGCCGUCCUGUGCCGCUUCUUCUCUGGGUAGUUGUCCCAAUGCUUGUGUACCUCUGUGGGGGAGUCGGAAAUCCUCUGGGAUUUCUAUUCCCAAAUUGCGGAGGAAGGCUUUAGGGUCCGCUGAGGGUAGAAGUACGUCCGGUCUCGGUCCGUUGAAUACUAGCAUUUUGAAGGGGUGGCCCCAUGCGAAGUUGAGGCCUUUGGCCCUGACUAGGUCGGCUAUGGGUUUCCAUUCCCUUCUCCUGGCUAGUGUGGCGGGUGCUAUAUCCUGGUAUAGGUGUAUUGUGGAGCCAUCCAGUGAGUAAGUGUGGCGGCGGGCGCUUUUUAUAAUGGCUUCCUUGGUAGAGAAGAAAUGCCACCGCAUUAUUACAUCUCUGGGGGGGCUGUCAGGAGGGCCUCUUGCUCUUAGUGCCCUGUGUGCCCUGUCUAUGGUCCACAGGUGUUCUGGUAUGGUUGGUAGUUGCUCUUUAAAUAGCCCCAGGAGCACCUUCUGUAUGUCAGCAUCUUUUAUUCUUUCCGGUAGGCCUUUAACCCUUAAGUUAUUUCUGCGGGACCUAUUUGAGGCAUCCUCAAUUUCUGCUUCUAGUUCAGCCACCCUUGUGAUGAGGUGGUUAGUGGUGGAGGCUGCUUCAUUGUGUGCCGCUACCACCUGGUCCAUCCUCCAUUCUAAGGCCUCUGUGCGUUGCCCCACUGACUGAAUCUCCUCCUUGACCUCCCUUGCAGAUCUCUCUAUUUCCCCUGCCAGGUAGUGUCUUACCUCUGCCAGGGAUUGAAGAAUCUCUGCGUUGGACGUCUGUGGGGGUUGGUGCCUGUGCUCUCCGGUGCUCGGGGAGUCUGGGGAGCCCGCGCUUAUCUGGCCGCCGCCAUCUUUGCUUACAUGCGGUCUAGGCGUUGCGAGGAGGUCGGCCACUGACAGGGUACCUUCCUUCGGUUUUUUGCCGCUUUUUUUGUGCGUCGCCAUCUCCCGGUAUGUCCCUCUUGUGGUGAGAGGAGUUUGGGAACGUCGGCAGGGAUGUAAGUGCUUCUUGCGUGGCGUUUUGGGUCGUGCAGGGCGCAGAGCUCUGAGCUUAAGCAGCCAUUACUCUCGGUGGUCAGGCCACGCCCCCCCAAAUGUCUCAAUUUUACAUGCUCAUCUUACAUGGCUUUGCCCCAGAAUGGCUCUUUGCAUAACUCCUAAUACAUAGAAAUCCCAGGUGUCAGGAAGCCAGACAUAUUACUACAGGCUCCUAAUUUUGGGUGUUUUUAGAUAAAAUGUCUCUUGCUUUGUUUCUCUAAAAUUCUACUACAUUUUUUGUGCUGGUCUCUUUUCUCCUAUAAACAUUUCUCCGCUACUUUUAAAGUGGAUCUUGCUAUUUCGGGAAUCUUUGCAUAUUUUGCAAAACACCUGAAGGGGACAUCACCAUUUAGGUUGCAGUGGAAAUUAGUUCUACAUACCUGAAGCUGUUCAUCACUGGUGGGUCAUCUUCUUCUUGUAGAUCUUCAUUCGGCUCCUGACAUUUCACCUGCCAGGAGCCGUGUCUCUGGUGCAUGUGUGUGAGUACAAUACUGAGGUGUAUGGAGAAUUCUAUGAGACUGAGAGCUUCCAUAGAUGGCAUUCUUCUUGCAAUGAGCGAGGCGGCUGCUGUAGUUUUAAUAAAAAUAAUGUUGAAACUCCACCUUUUGUCAAAGUCCCUAAUUCGGCUUAUGGUAUUUUUGGAUUUUGAUAGAAUUUCUAUUAAAUUCCUAUACAGUCUGUCUGAGUAUUUAUUAAAUAUGCCUUUUGUGAAAUACUAAAAAGUAAAAAUGUGUUAAAAUGAUGUACUAUAUUUUGUGUGUGUGUGUGUGUGUGUGUGUGUGUGUGUGAAUUAUAGCUAUAACCUUCUUCUUCUUUUUUUUUUUUUAUUUUUUUAUUACCAAUUAUCUUUAAAAAGUGAAAUAUAGUUUAGAGUGCAAUUGCAGGGAGCCGGGGUAUAAAACUGGGCCUGUAACAUUUGCUUUCUAUAUGUCCUAAAGUGACUGCCAGUAAUUCUGUGAUAAACGCUUACAUAAUCUUCAACAAUGUAGUUAAUCAUGUCUAGAUGACAUCACUGCUUAAUUGGUUUUGUAUCCUAGUGUGAACCUUCCAGGAACUGUUACGGUGAUUGUCAACAGAAUGGUGCAAGAUGGGAGCCAAAAGCCUUAUAGGGUUUGUAAGCGGGCAGAGAUAUUAUUGCUUAUUGCCUUGGAACCUCAUGAAAAAUCUAAUGUAUUAUGUGAAAUUCCCAUCAUGCUUUGUUGAAUUGCUGGCUUUAGGGAUAAUAAAUAAGACUUGGUUAAAACAUACUUAUCUAUUAACCCACAAUGUCCUAUAGAAAAAUAAUUUGGUAAUUUGAAGGCAAAGGCAACACCUUGAACUAUUUAUCAUCUUUCUUAAACCAUUCCUGAACCAUUUGUCCAGUGUGACAGGGUGAAUUAUCCUGCUGAAAGAGGCCCCCUGCCAUCUGGCAACACCAUUGCCAUGAAGGGGUCUACAUGGUCUGCAACAAUCUCUAGGUUAGUGGUAUGUGUCAAAGUAACAUCAACAUGAAUGCCAGUACUCAAGGUUUCCCAGCAGAACAUGGCCCAGUGCAUCCUGCUGCCAUCUCUUCCUCCAGUAAACGAGGCACCCCUGCAUCCACCUAAUCUAACAGAAAACUUGAUUCACAGGCAACCUUCUUCCAUUGCACCAUGGUCCAGUUCUGACUCUCAUGUCUAAAUUGAAGGUGCUUUUGGCAGUGGAAAGUUGGCAUCACAGGCACUCUGACUGGCAGCUACACAGCCCCAGACCAUCAGGUGCACUGUGUGUACUGAAGCCUUUCUAUCAAGGCCAGCAUCAUGUGUUUUUUUUUUUUUUUUUUAAUCAAUUUGAGCUACUGUAGCUCUUCUGUGUGAUCGGACCUGACCGGCUAGCCUUCUAUCCUCCCACACAUCAAUGAGUCUUUGGUGCCCAUGACCCUGAUUCUGGUUUACCAGUUGUCCUUUUUUGCACCACUUUUGGUAGGUACUAACCACUGCAUACAAGGAACACCCCACAAGACUUUCCAUUUUUUUUUUUUUAGAUGCUCUGACCCAGUUGUCCAGUCAUCACUAUUUGGCCCUUGUCAAAGUCACUCAGAUCUUUUUGUUUGCCCAUUUUUCCUGUUUCCAACAAUUGAAAAUAACUUCACCUGUCAGUGGUUUUAGCUGUGUGUGUGUGUGUGUGUGUGUGUGUGUGUAUGUAUGUAUUUAUGUAUGUGUAUAUGUAUAUGUAUGUAUAUAUAUAUAUAUGUGUGUGUGUGUGUGUGUGUAUAAUGUAUGUAUGUAAAAAAAAAAAACGUUAAAAAUUCGAAUCUUGUAAUACCUUUUUUUUAUUGGACUAACAGAAUUUUUUAAUGACCAGCUUUCGGGAGAACCUCCCUUUCUCAAAUCUGAAGCAUUUCUGAGCAAGACGACGCUGGACUAAUACGGCUACAAUCUCUACUUGAACACCAUAUAUAUAUUCAGUGAAGUGUGAAUCCAUGUGAAUUUUGAAGAAAAGCUCACAUGUUGGUCUAAAAUAGCUGCACUUUUAAAUUAUUUUCAUUCAGAAAAGUUAAAAAAUUGAAGAGUAUUCAAAAAAACAGAAAUUAUCUUGAGUAAACUGAAAGCCUGUUGGCAUAGAGCACAGAUGCUCAGUAUCCCAGUGAGUCAUGAGACUUUACUUUUUAAACACCCUUUAGAGAAAUUCAUGCCUGACAUGUAAAUAUACUACAAAUAUUCUGUACCAUUAAGACGGAGGUGAAACUAGAUUAAUACACUUUAACUAAUUCUACAGACCUUAAUAUUGCCUGUAGGUGCAAACAAUAGUUCCCAUGAGUAUUUCAUUCAUUCUUGUUGUUGAUGUUCAUACAACCUUGUAUUAAGCGGCUGCCUAUAACCCCUACAGUCCUGGUAGUGUUCCCCUUCAUAAUGCAACCAGUUUAUCAACAUGGACCGCCUGAGUGUUAAAUGUGAUACUCCUGGAAGUCAACAUGGACAUGUUUCCCUGUAUUAGAAUGUUAUCUGCUGUCAUUGUCAGGAAGUGUUCACGAAGACUUGCUGACAAUGCUGUAAAAGUCUCUGACUUUGGAUUUAGUAAAGUUAUCAGUUCAACACACAGAUUUUGAUAUGGAUAUUCAAAGCGGUGUGUGUAUAUAUAAUGGUGUUUAUUCUCUAAAAAAAAAAAAGAAGAAUUUAUAAUGAAUUGAAAACUACACUGCAAAAUUUAAUCUAAAACCGAAAAGCUGUGACUAUAUAGUCGUGCUGGAUACAUUUUCCAAAUGCACUGAUUUUGCCUUAAUUUAGCAGUUUUUAGAACGCUACAGUUUGGUGUUUAGCGUAUAAAUCACAAUAUUUAUGUGUAUAAACUACAUAAUCUGCCUGAUAAUUUAAAGAGCAGACUGUUUGGUUUUUAAACCUUUCACAAGAUGCCGUCAGACUGUGAAUCAAAAUGUAACUUCAUUGUUCCUAAAGGCACCUUUUCUCAAACUGUCUGAGAUUGAUGGACGUUCCACUCCUGGGCAGUGGCUCUGAGCAAGCUGCACUUUUUUUUUGCCUGCCUUUGGCAGGUAUCAUCAUUUCAACGUCCCAUUACUCACACGUGGGUGAAGUGGUGGGGAUAGCAGACACUGAAUGUGCGUGUAAAUGUGAUGCAUUCCACAGCACUUAAGAUAACUGGGAACAAACAAUCUCAGGCACUUCAACUGCUGUGGAGCUAAACGUUUAAAAAAAAAAUGUUUAAUGGAGAAAAAAAAAAAAGUACUAUAAUAAAUAUAUAUGCAACCACGAGGUCAACACACAUUUUAUAUCUCCAUGGAUGAAUUUAUUUUUAAACAGUAUGAAUGUUUCUGUUGGUGCAGUUUUUAUUUUGCCAGUUGCACAAUGCUGCUUUGAGGACGUUGUGGUUAGAGCUUUUGAUAACGUUCUACCUAAUAGAAUCCUUAUUUGUGUUCUGUGAUGGCAUUGAGACUGUCCUUCCUAUGCAGGCAUUCAGAGAGUUUGCUUGGGCUCCACAGCAUUACUUCCUCUGCUGCAUGCUGAUUACCUAACCAACUGCCGCUGGCACUCUGUAUUGGAGGGCUGAUGCAGGCACAGUAACAAACACCUAGACCUGUCGUAAACAAACAGGUCUUAAGGCAGGAUAGACCGUGCAGGCCUGACACAGAUGUGACCAUAGCAACAAGCAGUAUGGAGGAUGCCAUUUUGGAAGCAUCACAUCCUUUUCUGGUUUAACCAGUAAAGGGACCAAUUAUCUGGAUUUAAACUGCCUUAACAUGUUUUGUUAGAUCACAGUAUAGCAAUGUAAAGUGUUCCUGGAGUACAAAUGUAUUUUAAAAAAUCCUGUUUACAAAUAUAUCCAUGUACAUGUUUAUAGCCUAGUAUUUGUAAAAAUUCUUCAACUCAUUAAUGCCAUAGAACUGGGACAUCUAGAGUCAGAUCACCUCACCAGUAAGACUCCUAAUGAUAUAUAUGCACCUACCUCAUAGAUUGUAAGCUUGGUUGAGCAAUGCCUUCUUUAACUCUAUAAUUGUAAAGCACUGCAGAAUAUGGCCCUAUUUACCUUAUUGCAUUGAUCUGUGGAUAUUGUACUUUCCCCCCAAUUUGUACAGCACUGUGGAUGUGGAAUAUGUUGGCUCUUUUUAAAUGCCAGUAAUAAUAAUUAUAUUUUGGCACUUAUGAAUGCUAAUAAUUAGAAUAGUAUAUGUAGUAUUUUUAAUACACCAGUUAAUGGCAGACUGUAAUAACAAUGAUUUUUAGCACAUUUGUAACUUUGGAAAUGUAUACCUGACCUGUGUAUCAAGCAGAUAUUAUUACCUUUUGACUGCCUGCGGUUAUGCGAACUAGAAGGAGCACCUCUGGAAUUGAAACGGUUAAUGUGCAUCUAUCAUGCAAGAAAUUGUCAUGGUGACACUUCUAGGCAAAUCAAAAGCUAGACAAAACUUUCUAAAAAGUAUACAAGCAAGAGUGGAACGUAUUCGGCAUGCCUGGUCAUUUUUAAAUCUUAGCUUUAAGUGUUUGAAUCUGGUGUAGAAAUCAAGAGGAGAGGAGGGUGAAGAGGUAAAAAGUAUCACUGGAAAUCUAUUAAACACUUUAUCCUAUUUGUUAAGUGUUUUCUUAGAAUGUAGUUUGUAGGGGGGAAACAGUGUAAUUAGGAUCGACAAAGCAAAUCUGUGCAUUUUUUUUUACAGCAACAGAUAUAUAGGUUGUUCUAAAAGCAUUAAAGGGCAGCUAUAGGAUGAAACAAAGUGCUUUGAUUUAGUUAAUCCAUUUAGCCUCACUAAACACAAGUUAUGUUCAUGAUAAUUACCUGAUUUCAAUAAAAUUAGAAAUGCAUACACAUUAUUUGAAUUCCCUCCCGAGUACCAAAUGGGUUAAUUAUAAUUUUCUGUCUAUCUUGAUACAACAUCAAUUCAAAGGUUGAAUGCAGAGCUCUAUAGUAUAUUGGGGCAGUGCGACCUCCAGUGGAUAUUGCAAGGAAUGGCAUGCACGGGAACUUGGAAACUAGCAGGUAUCUAAAUAAGUGCUCUGAGUCAGAGCCUGUCUACUUAAUUCAGAACAUAUGUUUUAAUAACACCCAUUAUAUAGAUGUUGCUGUACAUCAUACAUAUAAAAUAAGAGAUUAUAUAUAAUCUAUUAUGUGUGUGAUAUAAAGGACAUCUUGGGUUAACUUUUUUUUUUUUUUUUUAUCUGCAUACCUAGUAUUGGUGCUUAAGUACUGUGUGUUUUUAUAAUGGGUAGCAUUACCCAUCUUACAACUUCAAAUGCGGCUUCUUUGGGAUAAAAUGUAAAAAGUAAAUUUCCCAGUUUCUUUUGUAUUCAAAUAUACGGUAAUUUUUCCAGAUAGACAAAAUAUCCAUUCUAUUAUUUUAGUUAUGGAUACAGUUUAGUAUUAUAAUAACUUUUAUAUGCAGGAGAGAUACCUAAAGUUAAUUAUUUUGAAUUUAUGUAAUUUCAAUUAUUCAAGGCAGAACAAGGCUUUUUCAAAGUGACUUUUUAAAAUUAUUUAAAAUAAAAUGAAUACAUUACAAUAACCAUAAGUUUACAGUGAGGGCAAAAAGUAUUUGAAUCCCUGCUGAUUUUGAACAUUUGCCCACUGAAAAAGAAAUGAUCAGUCCAUAAUUUUAAUGGUAGGUGUAUUUUAACAUGUUAAUGAGUGAAAUAAGUAUUUGAUCCCCUAUCAAUCAGCCAUAUUUCUGGCUCCCAGGUGUCUUUUACACAGGUAAUCUCAGCUCGUUACCUGUAUAAGAGACACCUGUCAACAGAAGCAAUCAGAUUCCAAGCUCUUCACCAUGGCCAAGACCGAAGAGCUGUCCAAAGAUGUCAAGGACAAUAUUGUAGACCUACACAAGGCUGGAAUGGGCUACCAGACCAUCGCCAAGCAGCUUGACGAGAAGGUGACAACUGUUGGUGUGAAUAUUCGCAAAUGGAAGAAACACAAAAUAACUGUCAGUCUCCCUCAGUUUGGUGCUCCAUGCCAGAUUUCACCUCGCGGAGUUUCCAUGAUCAUGAGAACGGUGAGGAAUUAGCCCAAAACUUCAUGGGAGGAUCCUGUUAAUGAUCUCAACGCAGCUAGGACCAUAGUCACAAGAAAACAAUUGGUAACAAACUUUGCUGUGAAGGACUGAAAUCGUGGUGGCCCCUGAAGUGUGCCAAUGAACAUCUGAAUGAUUCAGAGGAGAACUGGGUGAAAUUGUUGUGGUCAGAUGAGACCAAAAUCGAGCUCUUUGGCAUCAACUCAACUCGCCGUGUUUUGGAGGAGGAGGAAUGCGGUCUGUGACCCCAAGAACACCAUCCCUCCAUCAAACAUGGAGGUGAAAACAUUAUGCUUUGGAGCUGUUUUUCUGCUAAUGGGACAGGACAACUGCACCACAUCAAAGGGACAAUGUAAGGAGCCCUGUACCAUCAAAUCUUGGGUGAGAACCUACUUCCCUCAGCCAGGGCAUUGAAAAUGGGUCGUGGAUGGGUAUUCCCGCAUGACAAUGAUCCAAAACACACAGCCAAGGCAACAAAACAGUGCCUCAAGAAGAAACACAUUAAGGUACUGGAGUGGCCUAGCCAGUCUCCAAACCUUAAUCCCAUAUAAAAUCUGUGGAGAGAGCUGAAGGUUCGAGUUGCCAGGCAGCCUCAAAACCUUAAUGACUUGGAGAGGAUCUGCAAAGAGGAGUGGGAUAAAAUCCCUCCUGAGGUCAGGCGAACUACAAGAUACGUCUGACCUCUGAUUGCCAACAAGGGUUUUGUCACCAAGUGCUAAGUCGAAGGGGUCAAAUACUUAUUUCACUCAUUGACAUGCAAAUCAAUUUAUAACUUUUUUUACAUGGUUUUUUUUCUGGAUUUUUUUUUUUUUUUUGGUAUUCUGUCUCUCACUGUUAAAAUACACCUACCAUUACAAUUAUAGAAUUUGUCAGUGGGCAAACGUUCAAAAUCAGCAGGGGAUCAAUACUUUUUCCCCUGAAUCAUACCCAUAGGAAAGCAUUGGCGGACUAGUCCGCAUGCUUGGCAAUACUCCUCUAGGAACCUAUAACCAAGUUUGACUCCAUUAUAGCUGAUAAAGUGCCUAUAGUGGCUGUGUUCCUGACACAAUGCCAAUGUUUUAUGGGCAGGCAUAAUGAGAGAGGAACUCUGCACCCAGACCACUUCAUUCAGGUGAAGUGGUCUGAGUGAUGUUUAGUGUCCCUUUCAGCCCUGGUGAGUAGAUCUUUACCCCUGAGCCCACAAUGGUUCCUCCAAGAUUGCAGUAGCAAGUGAAUUUAAGCCUGUCUAGAAGUGUAAGAUUUUACAUUUUAGGCUCUGUUUACAUUCCUAACAAAACGACCACUUAGCCACCAUCUUAAAAUGCUAUAAAAAAAAAUGUAUAUUUGAAUAGAUAUGUGGGGUGUGUCAAUGGCCCAUUGGUGUCCUGGAUACCCCCAGCACCUUUUUGUGCAAAUUUUUAAUACCAUACUCUCUCCUCGCUGACAAUCUGGCAUUUGACCGAGGCCUGACAUCUUGUACUGGUUUAACUCUGACAAACUAUUUAAUUUAUGCAACAUGUUGCUGCAGCAAUGUGAAGCAUGUCAGAUGGAAAGUUGGAGCGGAUUCACUGUGGCAGGUGUUUGACAUAAUUUCACUUUGUCCUCUGGGAGCCUCGAUGAAGUGCAGAUUAUUCUGUUACAGAUUAAGGCUGAGCCAUGUGCGCAAUUCCGAUGGUAAACUAAACGGAUUUUGUAAAUUAAAUUUAAAUAGGUCUUUUGAAGCAAUGAAUUAGAUUUUUGUUUUCAAAUGAAAAUGGGUCCAGUUACUGAUUUGUUUCAGGGAAUCUAACCCACACAAAUAAAUGAGAUUUAUACAUUUUUCGAAUCAAGUGGAUGGUGUGAGUGCUAGAAUGAAAAUGGACUAAACGGAGGAGUUUCUUGUUUAUGGUUAUGACAUAUUAUGUUUUGCUUUUGAAUUAAUUUGUUGCAUGAAAGCAAAAUGCUCAGCUCUUUACAAGACACCACAAAGCUUGGGAUCCUAUAUAAGUUAUGUGGUCCUGUCUCUUUUAAAUACUUAUUUUAUUGUAACCGUAAUGCAUACAGCAAUGGAUAAAAACAAUUUAAUUGUUAAAAGCUGUAUAAUAUCCUCAUAGCUUGUUCAGCAUUUUGUAACAGAGUUUGAAUUUAGAAAAGCGCACUUGGGUACCAUAUUUAGGUUUUUGGCUGACCUAAGUCAAUCCAGGACUAUUACCCACCCCCCUCCCCACCCGGGUGUCUAGUGGUAGGGAAACAGGGACUCCUUCCUGUAGCACAGUUAAAGGGACGUUCUAAGCAUCAAAACAACUUUAUCUUAAUGUAGCAGUUUUGAUGUAUAGACAGGGGCACCUAUCUGAUGCUCUAAGCCAGGGUUGCCCAAAAGGUAGAUCCCCAGAUGUUUUAAAACGACAACUUCCAUGAUGCCUUGUCAUUCUAAAGGCAUGCAAAGCAUCGUGGCAGUUGAAGUUCUACAACUUCUCAAGCUGGUUACAAAUGGGAAGGUACUGAUUCUGAGAGAAGCGGAAGGACAGGGCAGCACUAAAUGGCUCCUAAGAGAAGACUUUGGGGUAACCAUCAUUCUGAUUAAAUUGUUAUGGUGCCCAGAGAUUCCCUUGAAACUGGUUCAUUAAGCUGUAGCUGUGAUUUAUUUAAUUCUUUCUUUUUGUGAUUAGUGUUCCUUUCUGAGUAUGCUGUCAUGUUACUCUGUUUAUUCUGCUUGUGUCACUGCAUCCUAACUAGCUGAACGGACACUAUAACAUAAAAAAUGCAUGCUUGUAUUCCCAACACUAUAAUGUUCCUUUAAUUUUGUACUUGGGUUCAACAGGUGGAAAGUGUGUUUAAUGAAGUUAAAAGUCACUCACAGAACUUCUCUUGACAGCCACUAAUAGAAAUUAUCAUUCAUAGGACCCUUGUUAUAGAAUACAAAACCAUGGUCUUUGGAAGAUCUUUUCAGAUGGUUGAAAACUUGACAUUACCAAAACAUUCUAUUUCAUGCUCAUAGGAUUUUCAUCAGAUAUCAGUCUCCAGCAAAUGACUGCUGAUUACACUGGGGAGAACUUGGUCUACAUUUGUUUCAAUGUUCAAUAGUUGACAAGUUGAGGUUCCAAACAGACUUUAAAGGAACACUAUAGGUUCAAGAACACAAGCAUGUAUUCCUGACCCUAUUGUAUAAAAACCACCAUCUAGCUCCCCUUUCCCCCUCUUGCCUCCCUAAAUAUAGUAAAAUCGUACUUGUAUUCAAGUCUGCAGCUGCUGGCUCUGCCCUGGCUGCCCUCUACCUGUCUGCUGACAUCAUCAGAAGUGGUGGUCUGAGCCAAUCACUAUGUUUUCCCAUAAGAUUGGCUGAGGAUGUCAAGGAGGCAGAUCAGGGGCAGAGCCAGAACAAGUCAAACACAGCCCUGGCCAAUCAGCAUCUCCUCAUAAAGAUGAAUUGAAUCAAUGCAUCUCUAUGAGGACAGUUCAGUGUCUGCAUGCAGAGGGCGGAGACACUAAAUGGCAGUGCUGCUCACUGUGCAGCACUGCUCCAGGAAGCACCUCUAGCAGCCACCUGAAGAGUGGCGAGUGGAGUUAUCACUAGGCAGUAAUGUAAACACUGCCUUUUCUCUGAAAGGCAGUGUUUACAGCAAAAAGCCUGAAAGGAAUUAUUCUACUCACCAGAACAAAUACAAUAAGCUGUAGUUGUUCUGGUGACUAGAGUGUCCCUUUAAUUAAUUAAAACUUUACUUUUAACAGAUACAUUUUAUUAAAAAAAAAAAAGGUAUAAUUUUCUGUUGCUAUACCAACAAUAAAAACAAACAAAAAUAGUUUCUAGUCUCUAAGGCAUUAAAAAUAUCAAGUAUCCCUGGCACUCAUCCAGAAGUGCAUCUAGUUUGAGGGAAUUUCCAAAGCCCAAAAUUAAAACAUACAAAGCAUCAUUAGAAGAACCAUGCACACUCAAGAACGAAGUACGAAUAAAAUAAACGUUUGCUUAAAGUUUCAUUUAAAGGGAUUCUAUAGUAAUAAUCUGUAUUCCUAACACAAUAGUACCCUUGUGCCACUCCCCACCCCUAGCAGAUAAAGUGUUAAUAAAAAAACUUUAGUCAUUCGAUUCCAGCGCAGAGUCUGCACUCUGCCUUCUCUGACAUCAUCUGACAGGGGCUCUGAUGCGUAGUGCUUUUUUACUAUGGUGAUUUUACUGACACUGUAUUUCCUCAGGCAGAGCUUGAGCAUGUCUAGCGUCGUUUAAGGGACUCUGAGGUUGUUUGAAUCCCAGAAGCGCCUCUAGCCACUAGAGGUUGUCCUUGUACUACAACGUAAAUGCUAGGACUAAGGGGGGCAGGGACAUUGCACCCAGACCACUUCAAUAAAUGGAAGUGGCCUGGAUAACUAUAGUGUCCUUUUAAUUGCAAAAGGAAACUCAGAGUAUGCACAUAUUCACAGGGGAAAACCCUGUUUUGUAGUUUUACAAAAUAAUUCCCAAAAAUAUCAAAUACAGAAAAAUUGGACUCAAUUUGUCACGAACGCAUCCUAAUUCAAGAGUGUGCGUGAUGUAGCUGUGGCGAUGAAAGGGUUAAAGUUUACUAUUUGUCUGCACUAGACCGGAAAUAAUGGAAAACUCCCCCUUAACACCACCCACACUUAAAGGAACACUAUAGUCACCUAAAUUACUUUAGCUAAAUAAAGCCGUUUUAGUGUAUAGAUCAUUCCCCUGCAAUUUCACUGCUCAAUUCACUGUCAUUUAGGAGUUAAAUCACUUUGUUUCUGUUUAUGCAGCCCUAGCCACACCUCCCCUGGCUAUGAUUGACAGAGCCUGCAUGAAAAAAAAACUGGUUUCACUUUCAAACAGAUGUAAUUUACCUUAAAUAAUUGUAUCUCAAUCUCUAAAUUGAACUUUAAUCACAUACAGGAGGCUCUUGCAGGGUCUAGCAAGCUAUUAACAUAGCAGGGGAUAAGAAAAUCUUAAUUAAACAGAACUUGCAAUAAAGAAAGCCUAAAUAGGGCUCUCUUUACAGGAAGUGUUUAUGGAAGGCUGUGCAAGUCACAUGCAGGGAGGUGUGACUAGGGUUCAUAAACAAAGGGAUUUAACUCCUAAAUGGCAGAGGAUUGAGCAGUGAGGCUGCAGGGGCAUGUUCUAUACACCAAAACUGCAUCAUUAAGCUAAAGUUGUUCAGGUGACUAUAGUGUCCCUUUAAGCAUAAUAAUAGAACUAUUACUAUUUUAACGCUGCUACCACCAAGACAAUUUAGAAAUAGGGUAAAAUCAAUAAUAAAAAAAUUAAAAAAACACCAAAUACAACUUUUAAGCCCAAUAUUUAAGGAAUUGCUAAAAUACUACUUAGUCUCUUCAGGUAACGUAAUUCUUUACCAGACAAAGGUAGAAAUAAAUUGUUACAGGGCAUACAAAAAUAUAUAUGACAAUCAAAAUUAUUUAUACCAACAAAAGGGAUAAAAUACCAAAGUCCUAAUUACUUACUCGGCUCUUGGUGGCCCGCUUAGAAUUAGUUUCUGCCCCCAAGCAAGUACCAUGCACCCUUAAGUAUCAUUAGAGAUAUACCCUGUGGAUUACCACGCCCCACCCAGAAGUGGAGUUAAGGCUUUUCUAUAGACACUAAGUGACCACCCCCGCAUCUAUCCAAAUGGAAACAUUUGGUUCUAUCUUCUCUUAUGUACCUGCCACUGAAAUAGUAAUUGCAUCUUCAAAUUUAUUAUUUUUCCAUUCCAUAGAUAUGUCAUACACCUUACUUGCGACCCGAUAUAGCAAACAUAAAAAUCCUUUCCCCUAUGGUUAAAUUAUGCCAAACAUGUUUGGGCUUGUUUAGAAGAUGGCGCUUGUCACAUUCCAAAUCUAAGAAAUAUGAGGCUUAAUUAUUAUUCUGUGGGUAAAUAUUGUUUUUUUAUUUUGGAUAUGAUACUGGAACAAGGCUAAUGGCCAUUAACAUAUUAAAGAGAUUGAUUUAGUUAAUUAAGAAGUACAGGCCAUGUGACUGAAACCAGGCAUUCAGGCUUUUGAAGUGUAGAAUCUCACACCUUGCAGAGCCUUUGAUUAAUUCACAGGAUCCACCCAUAUGGUAAAACCCUUUUAACAUACCUAUGCAAUUUACAUUACCCCUUCUGUCAUCUGACCAUUCAUACAAUCAAAUUAACCCCUUUUGACAUUGACAAUAUUCCAUCUCUACCAGGCAGGCACUACACAAAUUACAUUAAAGGAUAAUAUUCCAUAGUGCAAUAGCGAAUUAUGCACCCUUGCUGUGGCACCAAAUGUUUCAGGAGAUCCUCCUCAUAUAAAGACAAAAAGUGACCCUAUAUAAGAUUCUCUCAAGAUAGUUGUUAAUUAUACUAUUACUGUGAGUAUACAUUAACAUCUAGUCCAUAUGACGUAGUGAAUACAGUCCAUAAUGUUAGGUCAAAAUCCACUAAAGAAGUAAAAAAAACAAAAAACAAAAGUGAAAGAUGCUUAACCUGUAUCAAGGAACUGAGGGCACGAGCCUUUCCAGGGACUGAGAGGAUGCCAAAUAAAGAUGACCACGCUGUCCAUUGCUCCUCAACCUACACCAGCCUUGCUGAGAGCGUUUCGAUAUUGGAGCACAAUACAUUUUUUUUGUUUGUUUGUUUUUUUGUGGCAAACUUACUUAAUAAUAAAAAGUAACUUAUAUAGCUAAAAUUUUAAAUAGUUCCCUCAUCUAGGGAUACUAGACCAAUAGUACACCGUCAAGAUCCUAGUAAUAAUAGUAAUAUUCAAGUGGGGGAAAAAAAUUAACCAUAAAACAAGUUGGUUGCUCCUAAGGUAAAUGCUGCAUAUAUAGGAGUGAACAAAAAUAGAGGGGGGUGGGAAGGGGUUUGGAAGUUGAUGAUAUUAACAGAAACCCUUGUCGGGGCUCACUUAGCCUGACACCUCCAACCACCGAUAACGAUACCUUUUUACCUUUAUACCUUUAAGUUAUCAUCCAGUUGAAUUUAUUUCACUAAAACUUCGGGUGGCUGAGGUCUCUGGCAUACUAGCCUCCUGCAAACUAUGGCAGGUAUAUACUCCUAGUAGCAAAUAUAAUUAUGCUGAUCUUGGGUUAGUUAGCAGGCGGUCUUUGUUAGGCAGUUAGAUUAGCUUUAAUUAUUGAUAAGGUGCCCUUAAAGGCACAGAUUUAUUAUUCCGACUUUAUUUGUGUGGAAUUUUUACCUGACAGUAUGGACUCUUUUCUAUAUCGUGGGGACUUAAUGUUAAUUGCUAUUCGUAUAUUUAAGCUGAGUUUUUGUAAUUCCUGCCUUGCAAAUUAAAAAAGGGGUUGGAGUAUACUAUUACUGCACCGUUAUCUCUUAGGAUUCUGGGAUAGGGUGCAAGAAAGGAAAUAUUAUAUAUAUUUUUUUUUGGGGGGGGGAGAGAUCUCCUCUGUUUUAAUGUUUUUAUUUUUUUGUUUGUUUUUGUGUUUGAAGUUUAUUUUGUAAAAGUAUACAGCAGGGUUUUCCCUUCAAGUAUGUGUGCAUAUCCUUACUUUCCUUUUGCAAAUAAAUAAACUUUUUUUUGGUUCGUACUUGAGUGUGCAUUGUUCUUUUAAUGACGUAUUCAAACUGGGAACCUAUUGUGUGUUAAUUAAGUAAAGCUGUGAUGCAGUUUGCCAGUUGGCCUGCAAGGUAUCUAAAUGUGACACCGCAACGUAAUUAUAGAGUGAUGGAGUAAUAAUUAGUUAUGUAAUCACCUACUGCAUCUGAUGUCCUUGUUUAGGUUUAUCUGUGAGAUGUCAUAAUCUGGGAUUAGUGACGUUCUUGUGGCUGUUGCUGUUUCGUAUAAGACUGUUUGUUUUUCAGAUGUGUUCUCUGGACUUAACCAAUAGCCGGUAAUGAGGUGCUCUAUUUUCUAGCUCUCACAUUUCUUAAUGAAAAUAACUAGGUCAGUGCGUGAUUUACCUUAAGGCAGGAUUAAAGAACAUCCAUAUAUGCCAUGGAUGCAGUACCUUCCACAAAAGGUGAAAAUAGCAGAAAAUGUCAAAAAUAUUUUCAGAUUUUUUUUUUUCUAUUUCUAAAAGAACACUCCAAAGUUCCUUAUCAACUACAGCUCACAGUAGUUAUGGUGCCAGGCGUAUCCUGGCAUCCGCACAUGAUAAGUAGUCAAACUGUUUGAGAAUAGUUUGACAACUUACCUGGGAUCUGCUGGGUACCCAGCACCUUGUUUCCAGCUGGAAGCUUCUGCGCUAAGUUAAACUGUGCAGUGAGACACUCAUUAGCUGAGAGUGCUCAGAUGUUAAGCUGGCACAUAGUGGUCAUGGUGUUCUGAUUUAAAAGAAUCUUUAGUGCCUCAUUUUAUUGGAUGCAGUGUAUUUAUUGCUUGUUAUUGUCUCGUUUUUGAACACUAGAGGGCACACCAUACCAACAGCAAAGGAGCAAAAACCUGUACGUCAUCUAGAAAGCUCUUGCUUCUCCCUGGAAGGAAAUAGUGACUGCCCAGACUUGUUUUUGAUUUAAGGUUGCAGUUUCAUAGCAAGAAUAUGUGAUCUUGUCACUGUGGUUAUGUGAAUUAGCUGUUGGUAAUUGGUAUCAAAAGCAAUUGAUAUUUUUACUGCUUAAAGUAUAUUUUUAGUGUAAAAAAAGUUUGUAACAUGCAGAGAGAUGAGAUAUCGAUCCACCCACACACUGUGUGUGUUUUUAAUACAAUGUUAAACAAAAAUCUGCACACCAGUCAAGCCAUAAGACUUGCUUUUCCCACAGAAAUCACAAAUCUGCAGUGAUGUUACUACCACAAAGGAUUCUGGGUGGGCAUAUGCAAAUUAGUUUAACAAAGAAUCACACGUUUCAAAGCUGUUGCAUACAGCAAACACAGACUCAAAGGAACCCAUGUUUAAAAUGGAAUGAGGCAAAAUUGUGAUUCUUUGUUAAACUAGUUUGUAUAUGCCCACCCAGAAUCCUUUGCGGUAGGAACAGCAGAUUUGUGAUUUCUGUGUGAAUAGCAAGUCUUAUGGUUUUACCAGUGUGCAGAUUUUUGUUUAACAUUGUAUUAACUAUCCACAGACUUCAGGUGGAAGGGGUUUUCACAAUUUAUUCCCCACCAUAACCUUUGGGGUUUUUUUUUUUUGUUUUUUGUUUUUUAUUGAGAGCUCUCUCUCUCCAUCUCCCUCCUCCCCAAGAUCCAGCGCACUCACCUAUCCACUAAACAGCAACUUCAAUGUUGACAGAUUUUAUUAGGGGUUUUUUUUUUUUUUUUUUUUUAACUCCUUGACGACCGAUGACAGUUCAGGACCGUCAUCGGAAAAAUCCCCUUGAGGACUGAUGACGGUCCUGAACCGUCAUAAAGGUCUAGGGCUACUUACCUGAUCGCCGGCGGCGAUCAGCGCUCCUCCCAGUCUGCCCGGGCAGUCUCCCCUCGGCAGAUCAGGACCCCACGUGAUCACUCACGCUUGUAGACAGUUGUAAGCCGGGUGCUUGUAAUCCAGGGAAAAAUUGCAUAUGGUAAAGUAGUGAUCAGCACUCUCGGACUUUUGUUGAGUUUAAAACUUACAGUUUAUUGAAAUUCCAUUUAAAAGAUCAACGUUUCAGUUCCUAUCUGGAACUUUCAUCAGGAUCCUGAUGAAAGUUCCAGAUAGGAACUGAAACGUUGAUCUUUUAAAUGGAAUAUAUAUAUAUAAUAUAUAUUAUAGUGUGUAUUUUUAUAUUUAUAUAUACGUAUAUUAAUAUAAAAAUACACUUUUAAUUUACAUUACACACGUGUGUGUGUAUAUAUAUAUACGGGGAUUUAUGACCGAUAACGGUGUUACAAUGUCACUAUUGAUAAAUUUAAAAUAUAUAUAUAAUUAUAGAAACAGCAAUUUCCUACUUGUAUUUAUAGGCCUAUAACUUGCAAAAAAUAAAAUCAAUAAAGCAUGUAAACACUGGGUGUUAUUUAAACUCGGGACAAAAUUUUAAAUCUAUUUAGCAGUUUUUUUUCAUUAGCUUUUGUAGAUAAGUAAAAGAUUUUUCAAGUAAAAGUCCAAAAACAUGUUUUUGUUUUUUUAAAUUUUUCACCAUUUAAAAAAAAAAUAAAAAAAAAUGACUUGAUACAAAUAAUGGUAUGUAAAGAAAGCCCUUCUUGUCCUGAAAAAAACAAUAUAUAACUUGUAUGGGAACCGUAAAUGAGAGAGCGGAAAAUUACAGCUAAACACAAACACCACAAAAGUGUCAAAACUGCUCUGGUCCUUAACGUACAACAUUGCAAAAACAGGCCGGUCUUUAAGGGGUUAAACACCUAAUCUAGGCAAAAGUAAUGGUGGUUUAGUAACAUUAUAUGAUCAUACAUUGCAAAAGCCUGCCACAACAUCUAUGCACCCCAUCUUUGGCAGGUCCUACACUAACAGCCUAAUGUCUGCUCUUAUGAGAUUAACCCACUUACUUGGGGGGAAAAAAAUCCAUCUGGGGCUCUCUGCAGUACAAGGCUAAAUAGGACCCUCGGAUGAGGCACCUGUGACAGGGAGGGGUGCAAAACUAAGGGGUUGCUAGACUCCCAAAUAUAAAUAUAUAUUUUUUAUAUAUUAUAUUAUUUCUUCCUAAUACACGCUUCUCUUUGUGUUUUAUAUUACGUGAUAUUUUUAAGCUAGGAUCAUUGGGGCAACGAGGUAUUUUAAUAAUGCGACGGAACCAGGACAUAACUGAUGGCGAGAUGUUGCGAAAAGUAGAAUUCCACAGGCGUCACAAUGUGACAUGACUAAGGCCUCUAGGCUGAAGCGUUGUAUCUAUUUUUUUUUUUUUAUCCUCUUUGAUCUCCAAUAAAUACAUUUUUGCCUUCACCCUUCAUUGUGAUGCCUGUGGAACUCUACUUCGUGUUGUUUCUGGUGGGCUGUGGACCCCCCUCCACAGAGCUCCUAUGUAAACUUACUGGUGUGCAGCACUCCGUUGACUUUAUCCAUUAAUAGUGUAGCAACUUCAGCUGCUGCGAUUAAUUCACCUUGAUAGAGACCUGGAUUAAAAUGGUGCCAGCUGCCACUCAUGGGUGCAGUCUCCCUCAUCUCUGAAACACUUGGACAUGCACUGCAAGGACCUUUAUCUCAAGGGUCCUUCCAGUGCACAGUGUUGACCACUAUGUUUACCAUUGUGGAAAAUAAUCGCAUGUGUGUUGUCACUAUCUGUGCCUUUAUAGGGAUAGACAAUGUAGUCUGGCUAGUGACAUGAAUAGCAGAUCAUAUUUUAGAUCCCAUAUUGCACAGUGGGUGAUGUCAUCAGUCUUCAUAAUGUGUGAUUUUGGCAGACACUGUGUCGUGCAAGGGUUGCCCUUAUAUCGGGUAGUAUUUGGACAGUGACACGUGUUUUGUUUUGUCCAUAUUCUCUAGCUCUUUGGACUUGACAAUUUCCAAACUGAUAAAAUGCAGAUCACCUCCAUAUUUAGGUUCUCUUACUUGUUUAAUAUUUUGUUAAUCUUGAGAAACUAUGCAUAUCAUGUUUAAUUUCUGCAGAUUUCUCUUAAAAUAAAUACACUCACAAACUCUCAAGCUGACAGUUUGCAUUUUUUUAAUUCCAUAUUUUUAAGGCUAUUCACACAUAUCAACAACAACAACAACAACAACAAAAAAAAACAGACCAUUCUUUAUCAAACCAUAUUUUUCUUUUUGGGUUGUUUUUGUGUUUAGUUAGCAUACAAUUGCAUUUAGUAUAAUUCACCACUAUCCUCAUCCUACACGAUUUUAUUAAUAAAUUUGCUUACACACAUACUCUAAACUUUAGCUUAAUGAAGUAGCUUUGGAGUACAGAUCAGGUCUCACUGCUAGACUCUAUGCCAUUUAGUGGUUAAACCACUUUGUUUAUGCAGCCGUAGCUAGACCAUCCCUAGCUGUGACUCACACAGCCUCCAUGAAAAAAUAGGUUUUAUUUUCAAACUGAAUUUACAGCACAGCAUAUUUAGUCAAGUUCUUAUCUUCUGCUUAGUAAACUGAACUUGAAUCACCCACAAAAGACUUCCUUUGGCUGUAUCAGGCAAUUGACAGCAGAAGAUAAGAAAUUAUAAUGCUCUUUUUUUCAGGAAGUGUGUAGUGAGGCAGUGUCACAAAUAGAUGAGGUGUGGCCAGGUCUACAUAAACAAAAGUGAUUUAACUCCUAAAUGGCACAGAAAUCGGCAGUGAGACUACAGGGACAUGAUCUAUACAACACAGCCAAUUAAUUAAGCUAAAGUUGUUUUAAUGCUUUGUUUUCCCUUAAACUAUGAAAAUUUCAAGAAUGCCUAUUAUUAAAUCUUUUGUCAGUAAACAGACUUUACUUUAAAUUAUUUUAAUACUAUGAAAACCUUCUUCUCUGACUAAGAUUCAUUUUCUCAGUAGUGCCUUCUUUUCAUCAAAUGCUAUAAUAGGCCAUUAUUUCCCCGAAAAAGAAAACCAAAGUGUGGAAAAUGGCAUUUUCGUUUAAAUUUAACAAUUUUUUUUUUUUUUUUUUUGGUAUUUUCUACGAACAGAAAUAGAAUGAUCACUGACCAUACUUUUACCUUGGAUAAUGAGGAGUCAUUUGGAUGGAACUAUCUCCUUUCAAUCCAAUUGCAUAGUCCUUUCUUCCAGGCCUUUUUUUUUUUUUAAAUCUGUUUAAAAAUUGGGUCAAAUCAUCUAAAAAAAUGUCUUAACUUCAGGCUUACAUUUUGUCACUCGGUAACAAGACAGAAAUUCAAAAGUUCUUUCGGACUAGAUGUUAGUCGGCUACAAAACUAGGUCCGUCGUGAGGUGUGUGAAGUAUAUUGAUAACAAGGAUUCUAUAAUCGUAAUAAUACAAUUAAUAUUAUCUCAGAAAUGUAUCAAUUAUAAUUAUAAGAUCAUUUCUAAAAAAACAGACAGGGUAGAAUCACACUGCUCAUUAGACCUCAGCAGAAACCAUAAAUAAAUAUUAAGUGCAUAUUAUUUAGUUAGCAAUUAGAUCCAUUUGAAAAUUGCAGGAUUCCAGUGUGCUCAAUUUGGUCAGCAUUCUGUUGUCAGUGAGUACAGUGAACCACUUUUAAGGUUCUUCAUUAAAUGGAGAAUUGCUUAGGAUUCAAAGUGAAUUUUAUUUUUAGACCAAACUAGAAAUAUUCUCCAAGUUUGCCAAUUUUUAUGUUUGGCUACUUUGGUAAAAGAUGUAAAUUAAAAAGGGUGGGACUGAACAUUUUGGAGCAGCUAUAUGGUCUCCAAACUAUAUUUUUAAUAUUUUGUCCCACAAUUCACCUUAUAUUGUAUUUUAUUAUUUAUGCGUUGUUUUUGCAAAAUUAUUUCAUCUUUCAAUAUAAACAUUACCGCAGUUAGAAAUGUCACUUUGGAACCUGCCAAUGACACUAGAAUUCAGGCCGUAUAAAUACAAAAUAUUGGUAAUACAUAGAAUAAGUCGCCUCUGUGCAGAGUUCGUAAAUCAGUAUGGCAGCUCUUAAGUCUUGGGAAUCGAAGUGGUUUUGUUCUAGUCAAUCAAUAACCUGCAUAGUGGCAACAAUAUAGCAAUGGAGUACCAUCCCACGUUUCACACCUGUCUUCUGUACUUGGUCAUAGUCCAUGUGAAGGUCUGGAGGUGAAACAAUAUAUGUAUAGUGUGUGUGUGUAAGAAAUGCAUGAUUCAACAGAAUUUGUAACUUGAGCUGAAUGGAAUGAUGGCGGCAUGAGCCCUAGAAAAUAUCAGAAUGAACUGCAAUCAAAUUUCAACAGAGGAGGGCAAAACAUAUUCUAUCCAAUUGUCUAAAAUUAUACUGUAAAUCUCUCGCUUAAGAGAAUGUUUAGCCUGUCUUUUUUGUGUGCUGCUGAUUAAUUCCAAAUAGAAAAAUAGGGGCAAUCGCCAACAAACAUGUUGAACAGUAGUGUACAGGAGAGUAAGAGGUUUUGUAAGGGAUAUUCUCAUGCCGUACAAAUAUCUGGAUCGAUAAAGAGGAAGGAAAACUUGCUUAUUGUUAUGUCCAAAACCGAGGGGUGGGUGUUGGGUGCCGGGUAGCCCGGUUCAGUGGAAACCAGAAGGACUGUACCUUCUCCUUGCACAGUCACCACACCAUAAACUGUAGUGGUUAUGGUGUUUGAAGUGCCUUUUAUAAGCAAAAAGAUUGAUAGAAUGAAACAUACCAUAGGCCCUGCACACAACUACAAUAUUUCUAUAAUGCUAAUGCUCUUAGGAGUGCUGAUUCUUCCCAUGACUUUAUUGGCCUGUGCAGAAUUGAGGAGAAUUCUGUAAUCUUGUGUUUUGGUUUGUAUUUGAGUUGGCAAUGUAAAUCGGGUUUCUGUCUUCUUAUCAGAACUAUUCUCAGUUAGGUGUGCAGUAUCGUUCCUGCUAGUCCAUUAUUUGUAAUAUAUUUUUGAUAUGUUUGAUCAUCUUUACAUUCUAUAACCAUUCUGCAAAUUUGCUAUUGCAAACCAUACAUAGAGCUAUCAAGUUUACAUAUAAACACCUUUUAUAUUUUUUUUUUGUUUAUUUAUUUUUUUUAAAGGGAAAAGUCAUGAUUUAGUUCAAUUUAUUCAUGAUGUUUAUCAUACUUAACCUGAAACUGCAUCACAGUUUUCUAGUGUUAGAUUCAACUUGAUUAAAUUAGUUUGUUAGACUAAUUGCUAAACCCCCCCCAGGAAUUAAUCUUUAUAUUGAAACUUUCCAGCUAUAUAUAGUCUUCUAUUAUUUCUAUUUUAUUUCUUUCAUUAAUCAAACGUCUGCUCUAGUUCUAUAUUUGAUUGGUUUGUCCCUCUUUUGUUUUUGUUUUUUUUACCUGCUAGAGCUUGGUAAUACAUAUAUAUUGAAUUAAAGGUACUUUCCAAUCACCAUGACAUCUCUUUUUUUUUUUUUUUAAUUAUGGUACACCGAGAUUCCCUGUCACUGUCUACCUACAAUCAUUUGAUUUAUAAUUGCAGAGACUAGCUGCUGUCUCUUGCAAGCACUGUGCACUAAACCAUAAUUGGGACCGUCCAUAAACUGAUGGCAACCCCAGCAUGAACAGAUAUUAGUCCACAGAGUCCAGGCUGAGAGGCUCCUGAUUGGUAGAGCCUCUUCCUGCUCCAUGCAGAGCUCACUUCUGCCUGUCUACACAAGUACUACUACUGCAAACACUUUUUCAUUUUUAAUGUAUUAUGAAAUGGAGUCUCUUCCAUCCUAAAGUAUGCUUUGGAAGGGUUAAGAUGGCCCUGUGCCGCUGCUGUCAGCCUUCAGUUUGGGCCCAUGUUCAGUUGUUCCUUGACCAUAGCUGCAAGCUUCCUCAAGGCACCUGUCAAGUGUGUACAGCUGAUUGGCGUGCUUGACAGAAAUCAUGACUCAAAUUCUUGGUGUUUCCCUACAGUGAGCAAAUAUGGCCACAGUAUUUGACAUAGAAAGGGAUACAGAUCAUCCAUCUUGUGUUAUCAGGUUAUUAAUUAUAUCAUCAAUCUGUCUCUCUGUUCUUUGAUACAUCUCUUUAUAGGCCUAUUUCCAUCAGUGCGAAAAUCUACCUCAAUCUACUUUUCUAUAUACGGAUAGAUCUACAUCUAUCUAGUUAUAGACCCAUAUUUGUUUAUCAACCUUUUUGUGUAUUGAUCAACCUACAUACCUAUUUUAGGAUCAAGUAACAAGUAUAGUUUAUUAAGAAUUACUGUUUAUUCUUCCAGUGGAGGUAGAAAUGGCUGUUAACAUCACAGUAUUAAUGGACACCUGGAUUGUGUAUACUGUAGUCCUGAAAAGCAAACCCACAAAGUCAGUCAAUUUUCUAAAUGGCAGAAUAGAUGUUCUCGUUGCUUCCCCGAUGCUUUAUAUGACUAUAAUAUGUACCAUAAAGGCCCAAUAAACAUUUGUGUAAACCGGCGUUUAAAUCUGUACCAUGGUUAUUAAUAUACAGAAAAAAAAUACAACCGGUUACAAAUAUUGUUAAAGGCUCUGUUCUACUUUCUUGUCUGACACUGUAACCUUUCUCUUUAUUGUAUCUCAGCAUCCACAAGUGCAGCUCUGCGUUGCACAGUUAUUAUCAUUAAUUGAAAUAAUCUCCUACAAACCCAAGAUCAGAUUUUUUUUUUUUUUUUUGCACUGAAGUCAGAUAAUUGGCUUAAUAAAAUGAGGUCCUGUUACCGACUGUUCCAUCUUUGCUCAACUGCUUCCUUAUUAUAAUGUGCAGCUGUUUCUAAUUUAUUCUAUUAUUUUUAUUAACCCUAGGAAAUCCAUCCUGUGCAAUGAAUAAAAUUGUACUUUAAGAUAAGGAAAAAUGGCAGUGUAAAAGGCACUAUUUUAACCCUUUGAAUGCAAGGAAGCACAGAGCAAUUUGUCUGUCACCCUUUCCUGAACAACCCUGUUUGUUUAUAUGUUUGUCUGUUAUAUAAGGGCUGCUUAUUAACCAUAGGUUCACCAUGGUUGGAGUUUGACACUUUUGAGGGCAGUCUUUCCUGUUUGGCUUGCUGUGCAUCAUGGUAAAUGUAGUCCACUAGCUGCAUGCCAGUUGGUUAGCCAUCACUGCCAUAGACCAUGCAGCAUGCUGUUUUUCACAGCUCAGCAAUCUUCCAGGCUGUGUUUUCCUUUGUCCUUGCUUAUACAUAGUAUCCAUUGAAAAGUGAAACCCAGCAAAUCACUGAAAGGUCUGUGACAGCAGGAGCCCAGGGCUGGCUCAUCGUACAGCUUUGAGGCAAUUCAGCAACGAGCAAGAAUGGAGACAGAUAAAGUUGUGCUAAUUAAUCUUCUGUGUGCAAGGCUGGUAGCACAGGGAUUCCAUUACUAAAUGCAAUUUACAAAACAAAGCUCUGUACCUAGGAGAUUUACUAUCUGUAGCGAAUCAGAAAAUCCCUUACAUAAUGUUUUAACUCUCAGACGUUCACUGCCUUGGCACUGGCAUUUUGAUUGGCUUUCUGAUAAGAUUUGUGGGCCGGCCUUCCAAACACUGUAUGGCUUUCCUUGAAGGUGUCUGUGUGAUUGCUGUUGGCAGUGCAGGUUUUCUCCAGUAGCUGAGCAUCGUGGUGUACAUUGUUCAUUGCAUCCUGGGGCUCAGGACAAAAUGCAGAUCCCCAGCAUUCAGGAUUUUUAUUCAUCUUCUGGAGUUUCUUCAUUCUUGCUUACUGUGGGCUAUCCCAUUCCCUUGGAUUUUUACAAAUGGUACUCAUACAGUCUGAAUGCACCCCAUGGGAUUUUCAUUCCAGAAUACUUCAUGUGCACCUAAAGCCAUUUAUUGUAGAAAAAUAACAGGAAUUUCUGAAACAAACUGAGAUAUUUAUUUUUAAUUAUUAUUUAUUUUAAUUUACAUUUUAUUUGCACAUCACUGGGUGAUUUGAGAUCAAUUAUCUGUCAAGAUGCCUGAAGCAAAUUAUUUACUUUCUGUGUCCUGGGGCUAUAUAAAGGUAAACAAUAUUUCUCUGCAGUUGUGUGUAUGUACAGUGUAAAUGCUGUGUCUCUGAUGUAUGUGGAACCUGCGUUGUGCAACGUUUCAUUAAACCAUUGCAGAUCUGAAUAAUGGCUUCUAUUGUAACAGUUUUUUUUUUUAUUUUUUUUAUUCAUUGGAUCAGUGCUUACAUUGUAAUCAUGGAGACAUUUGAAAACUGUUAUGUGAAAAAUCUAAAUAUAAUAUAUAAUUACUUGGUGCUGCAUGAGAUGGUCCCUGAAAACUGGCAGAUUGCAUGUUUACAUUCAUAUACCGUAUAUGUCAGACUGUUUAUGGCUUCUGGAUUUCCUCCUGGUUUAUAAGUGAUGUGCUUUUAAGUCGUGAGCUGGGCGUAUUUGUUAUCAGGUGCCCUGUGUGCUUGAUGCCUACAGUAUUGACAAAGGCUAUAUAGGUUAGGAUGCAGCUCCGUUCCAACGACUCUUGGUAUCAUUAACACACAUUGAUUACACCUUCUAUUCUUGGAAACAUUGUAGAUGCUCUGGAUUGAAGUAGAAAUACAAUUUUCAUCUGCUGUGGAAAAAAUACUGGUUACAUAAGAUUACAAAAGACAUAUGUUCCCAAUCUAUAAACAUUGUGGUUUUUUUAAUAUUUUUAUUGCAGGAUUCUGAUGUCACUUUUGCAGAAAUGUUCCAAUUUUAAGGUGUAGAUUGUUAAACAUGGGCGUCUGUGUGUGCGUGUAUUUUGUUUAGAUUUUUGAUUUGUGUUUUUAUUUUUAUUCCCCUUUUUGACUCAGAAAGCCCACGGAAUUAAUUAGGGUUUGGUCCACUGCAUGGAAAAUGGCUGCACAGUUGCUCAUUAGGAAACAACUGGAGAAUGGCAUAGAUAAGGCUAUAUACACCCAGAGUAAUUUGGAACCCCAUUUAAUUGAUUUAACUCUUUGUAAAGUCCUGCUCUAUCCACCUAUUGGAACCUAAAUUAACAUUUCUCUUGGUCCAUAUAUUAUCCUCGGCUACAGUUGAAAUGCACAUCUUUUCUGCAAGAAGUAUUAUUUUUGUAUAACUGAGAAGGCCUUUAUUUCUUUCCCACCAUAUUCCUGUCUAACAUCCUUUUCACGAUUACUCUUGAUGCCCCAUUUUUAUUCUGGCAAAUACCUUCUAUAUUUGCCAUAUUAAAAAUAUAGCCUCAAGAGUAGUCACGACAAGAGUGUUAGAAGGCCUUUAUUAUUUAAUCCCCACUAUUUCCAGCUAAGUUGUACAAAAAUAUAUAUGAUCUUGCAGUACCGUAUACAGUGAGGGAAUUCUUUGUAGCCCUGUGAUAUGAGCUUGAAAAAUGAGAUAAGUAGCCCGUCACAAUGUAAGAUUGAUAACCAUCUCGCUUCUCCUGCACUGUAACCUGCAAUUUGCACAUGUUCAUUUCAAGCCUUAAUAGGGGUUACUAUAUGACUGAGAGUGAAUGCUUAGAAGGAGAAUAACAUAAUUGCAUAAUAGGAUUUGUUUGUCUAUUAUAAUAUUCGUGCAACAAUUGAAGCAGAACGUGGCAUCUCUAUCAUUAGAUGCACUCUUGCACAAUAGGCACUUGGAGUGUUACUGUAUUUAUUUUUUAAUAGGGGUUUAUUUAUUUAUAUUGUGUGAAUCAUGCCUGAAAGCUUAAUAGUAAAACCAGUGGGGAAAAAGUCGAGGGAUAUACAUCAAUAUUAUGUUUACAUAGUAAUCUAAAAAUCAUACGAACUGACAUUUUUUGAGGAUGACUUUUUUUUUACUGUGUAUGAAUGUACCUUCUCUAAUUUAUCAGCAGUGUUUGGUUAUUGUUGGUUGUUUUACAUGUGUAAAUGCACACAUGCGUGUUGUAUGUUUGUUUGUUUUUUAUCAUGUCACUGAGACCAGCACUAGUUGGUCGGAUCUGGUUACACGUAUUACAGAUGAGGAAUGCCUGUCUGCUAUGAUGUAAUCACAUCUCUCACCUGUCACUGUGGCAAAGGGUGCCAUAAAUUGCUCCCCCCACCCCCAAUAAAUAUAAGCAAAGAGAAUUCAAAAUCUAUUAUGUGUUAGCUUUUUAUUGCUUUCCUUAUGAAAUCACAAACGCAUUAUGGAAAAUUAAUCCCAGCAAAUGCAUUUUCUUUCUUGGUGUCAGGAUUUGCAAAUUGCAUUCUAUCUAGAUUUGCUGUAGUCUCUGAUUUUAAUGCACUCCAAGCUUUUGUCAUCACCACUCUCAGCCUGCUCUAUUGAUUAUGAUGGUAUAAGAGUACCCUGGUCCUGUUUCCCCAUUUUAGCAAUUGUCUGCCCCCUAACCUGGGUCCGCACUGGACUCCGAGGCUCCCUGUUUGUCUGGUGACGCGAAUCCUGAAGCAGUGGUGGUUGACAUUCAUUGGCUGAAAGUGUGAGCUGACUGCGCUCAUCCAAUGACUGUCAUUCUGUGCAAUGAAAAUUGCACAGAAUUGACAUUAGCUGGUCCGGGACUCUAAUUCCGCAUUGGCUUAUGACACCCCAGUGAUGCUGCCAGAGAUAGAGGUAGAGGUACAGCAUUUCAGUGCGAAAAGCUGCACAUACAGACUGCAGGUAUCAUUUCAAAUCACUCAAGUGGUCGUGAUGACCACUGUUGGGGCUGCAGCAAAAAAAAAGAUACAAUAUUUAUUGGGGCAAAAUACCAAAACUGUAAAUAUGUUUACUAGAGUUAGAAAUGUAUAAAAGGCAAAACAAAAAAUCAAAUGUGAUGGGAAUGGUCAAAAGUGGUGAUUUUAUUGUUUGUAUUUCAGUGUCGUUUUUGCUGCCCUUUAGGGGUUGUUAAAAGCACCUUGCCAUAUCCAAGUGGGAAUACAUUCUCUUCCUCCUUUGUGCAUUUAGCAGCCCCUAUAGAGAAUACAGGUCAGGCUGGUAAAAUCAUCUCCACGGCAGGAUUGGAAAUAUGUCAUGGAAAUGGAAGGGAAUAUUACAAUGCUAUACAGAGGAUGGGGGUGACUGAGUCAAUUUCUUUCAUUAUGACUACACUGAUUGCAAGCUAAAGAUAUUGUUUUAUGUACCCUCACCACAGUAGCAUCACAGAACUUGGUAUUUAGGAGCGGUGAAUGGUAAAAUAACCAAAUCACUGUUAAAGGGUCACUCCAAGCACAGUGGGCUGUAGUGGUAAUGAUACCAGGUGUACCCUGGCAUGGUUCCCGGGUAAAGGAGCAAACCUAGUAAUGGUUUGCCUUCUUACGCGGGUCCACGCAGGUCCUUGCUGCUGUAGUGACAUACUUCUCUAUUCUGCAGAAGCUGGAAGCCAAUCCAUUCGCCAUUCAUGGCUGAGAGUCUCAGCUAAUCCAGUCAGCCAAUUAAUUGCACACUAAGCAAAAUAAAAAUGCACAGAAUUGACAUUAGUUAGCCUGUAACACCCGUAUAACUCUGGCAGAGUUUGAGUUACACAUUCAGCAUCCAAUGGAUGAAACUCUGUAUGUUAAGGAUUUCACAGCGAGACUCUAGGUGAGUGAUAGCGAACCUAUGGCACGCGUGGCACGCCGGGCCCUUUCUGUGGGCAUGCGGCCAUAGGUUCGCCAUCAAUGCAGAGUAGGCACCUGCCUGCCCAAAACAGCCCAGCAUCCUUCCCCACCUCUACCCCCCAUACACAGCACCCCUACCCCCCACACACAGCAGCCCUACCCCCCCACACAGCACCCCCACAACACACACAGCAGCCCUACCCCCCACAGCACAGCAGCCUUACCCCCACACAACACCCCUCAUACACACACACAGCACCCCUCAUACACACACACACACACACCCCUCAUACACACACACACACCCCUCAUACACACACACAGCACCCCCUCAUACACACACACACACACACACCCCCACACACACACACACACACACAGCCCCUCAUACACACACACACACACACACACAGCACCCUCAUACACACACACACACACACACACACACAGCACCCUCAUACACACACACACACACACAGCACCCCUCAUACACACACACACACACACAGCACCCCUCAUACACACACACACACACACACACACAGCACCACACACAGCACCCCUCAUACACACACACACACACACACACACACACAGCACCCCUCAUACACACACACACACACACACACACACACACACACACAGCACCCCUCAUACACACACACACAGCACCCCUCAAUGCAGUAUGUGUGUGUAUUCAGCAGUCUGUGUGUGUGUGUAUUCAGCAGUCUGUGUGUGUGUGUAUUCAGCAGUCUGUGUGUGUGUGUGCGUGUAAUCAGCAGUGUGUGUAUUCAGCGGACUGUGUGUGUGUAUUCAGCGGACUGUGUGUGUGUAUUCAGCGGACUGUGUGUGUGUAUUCAGCGGUGUGUGUGUGUGUGUGUGUACUCAGCAGUGUCUGUGUGUGUGUACUCAGCAGUCUGUCUGUAUGUGUAUUCAGCAGUGUCUGUGUGUGUGUGUAUUCAUCAGUCUCUGUAUUCAGCAGUCUUGUGUGUAUGUAUUGCAUUUGUUGGAGAUACUAAUAAAUAUAAACUUAAUUUUAUCGAUUUAUAUCAUUAUUUAAAAUUUGUAUCAUUGAACUCUCUGUUGUUGUGAUCUUUUAAAACAAAAGUUGUUAAUUAGUUCGGACAACAGUACAAGUUGUUUUUUCUAAACUUAAACCUCAGUAUUGAGGUUUAAUUGCCGUGUUGGCACUUUAAGGGAAAAAAAAGUUGCCAUGUAUUGCGGUUUUUGCACUCGGGCUCAAAAAGGCUCGCCAUCACUGCUCUAGGUACAAUGACCACUUCAUAUCACUGAACUAGCCAUGGUGCUUGGAUAUCCCUUUAAUGCCUUUUUUCAGUUAAGGCAUAAUUAGACAACAGUAGCAGUGUGACCAUAUUCAGCAGUUUUCCUCAUCCCAGUGGUUUCAUUAAAGUAAUUUCAGGGCUCCAUUAGUGUUAAUCUCUACAGCCUUUUGAGAUAAGUCUUGGACCCUGGGGCGUUAAAUGGCUUUUUAGUUGACGGAAAUUGCAAUAUGACAAACCUAUUUACUAAAACACCUAGUAAUUGUGAGGAGUGGAGGUGACGGUGAAUAUUGAGUAUUUUGUUCAAUGAAAAAUUGUAAAUAGUAUGAUCAACACUGCAACAUGUAUAAGCUAACUUCUGCCCUGCCAUUGUUCAUUCUGUUUAUUAUAGCUGAAGCAAUAUUCAGCGUUGUACUAUUUAUUAGUUUUAGUAGUUAUAUUUAUUAUUUUUCAUGAAUGAGACUGCUCACUCACCUCGCAUCCCAGAAACUCUACUGGCUAAGACAUUUCAGCUACCUACUGGUCCCUAUAUAUAUAUUUCUUUAUACAACUCCAAUAUGAUGUGAGGAUUGGAGACCAUAACAGAGUAACUGAAAAGGGUAAAUAGUGUAAACUCCGUACAGGGAUUCUUCUGGAAUAACCUUCAUACACUUUUCUAGUAAACAGAAUUCUGAUCAAUUCCAAGUUCUGCAAUGUUAAGGUGUUCAGUGAGUUACAUUGACAUGACAUGGACAGUAGGGGGUUGGAAGAAUGUGAUUAAAGACCUAUCCUAUGCUCCAAAACAAGGUUUUAAUUUCCCUCAGAUCUUGCAGUACAGCGUGUUUCUAUCUCCGGCUAUGUUAACUGAACUUUAAUCACACACAAGGCUCUUGCGGGCUCUAGCAGAUAAUUACCAGAGCAAGAGAUACAAAAUGUAAAAAUAAACAGAAUUUAAACUGAUUACAGAAUUAAACGGACACAAAUUUUUGUCCCAUUUUUUUACUGGGGGUGUGGGGGUGAAGGAAGGUGGGUUUCAACCCCCCCUCCAGAAAAACAAUCUUAGUGUUUCUAAACUACUGCAAAUAAAUGUCCCAAGUGCCUCAUUGGACGUGUCACUGCCUGCAAUGCUUUGGUCUUUUUAUUGUUGAUACAGAACAAAGUGCUCUAUUUGAACCCGUUUUAAAAAUCGAAAUUUGUUUUUCUGAUAGUCUUCUCACUGUUGCCCAUCACUCCGUUUCAUUCUUUCUUUCUCCUCAAUAUUUUAUCCCUGCAUGAAAGUCAGCACAAACUGUGAAUUUUAUAAUGACGACAUUCAUAUUCACAGCUACUGCCAACUUUAUAUUAAUUUGGGUGAUACUUUCAUCGUAUUGUGAAGUGACAGUUAAAGGGGCAAUCCACAUACCUAAAACACAAUUGGCUCUCAGAAUGCUAUAUGUGUGAAGAGUGUCUUUUUUUUAUUUAUUUUAUUUUUUUCAUUUUACAAAAUUGCAGAUUUUAAUAGAAAUUUUCAUUUUUAUAAAUUAACCUUAUUAUAACCCCAUGGCAGACAUCUAAGUCUGCAUGCAUGCUCUGGGUGUGCCCCUAGUCCUUUUUGUUUGAACUAUUCCUACUGCUUCUGGGUUGUUUAGCUCAGAAGAGUUAAACUCAUUAGGCUGCAGUUGCCCAGUGCAUUGAGCUGCAUUUGGGAAGCCUGUGAUUGGACAGCCAUUCAUUUGAGCUCUUGAGUGUUCUUUUAAAGCUACAAUGCCGAGGUUUGGUUAAAAAUAUGUUGUGAUUAAUAAAAGCACAGUUUUGCAGCAAUGAGAUGGAUGAUUCCAAAAUGAGGGCAUUAGAAAUUUGUCCAAGAAUGUAAUAUGGGCUCCUUAAAGGACCAAUAUAGUGCCAGGAAAACAUACUCAUUUUCCUGGCACUAUAGUGCCCUGAGGGUGCCCCCACCCUCAGAGACCCCCUCCCGCCCUGCUCUGGCAGGGGGAAAGGGGGAAAAACUUACCUUUUUCCAGCGCUGGGCGGGGAGCUCUCCUCUGAUCCUCUUUCUCUCCUCCCUGUCGGCUGAAUGCGCACGCGCGGCAAGAGCUGCGCGCGCAUUCAGCCGGUCGCAUAGGAAAGCAUUAUCAAUGCUUUCCUAUGGACGCUGGCGUGCUCUCGCUGUGAUUUUCACAGUGAGAAGCACGCAAGCGCCUCUAGCGGCUGUCAAUGAGACAGCAACUAGAGGGAAUGGGGGAAGGCUUAACCCAUUCCUAAACAUAGCAGUUUCUCUGAAACUGCUAUGUUUAUAAAAAAAAUGGGUUAACCCUAGCUGGACUUGGCACCCAGACCACUUCAUUAAGCUGAAGUGGUCUGGGUGCCUAGAGUGGUCCUUUAAGAUUUCAUUUACAAACCAUUGGUGGAUCAGAGAGGCCAAAACAGUGCAGUAUUUCAAGGCAGGAACUUGCUUAAUAUAUAAAAUUAUCAAAAUCUUGUAAAAAUAAACAAAAAAUAUAUGUAUUCUGUACUAUACUGUGUGUGUGUGUAAUAUCCAUUAGUCUUUGGUAUACUUAUUUAUGUGUGUGUAUUUCUUUUACAGUUCAAAAGAAUGCUCAACCGAGAGCUGACCCACUUAUCAGAAAUGAGCCGAUCUGGCAAUCAGGUCUCGGAAUACAUCUCCAACACCUUUUUAGGUAAGGAUCUGUCUUUUUGUCAAAUGAACCCUACCUGCUCAUUGUGUAAAGGAUCACGUGGUGGUAAGCUUGGACAAUUUAGCCUCCCACAUGUCAGCUUGUUACAUAAGCUGAGCUGGGACGUAGUCACUGAAGACACAUGUAGGUGAUUAUUCAGACUAUUUCGAAGCUCAUUCUGUUUUGCCUAAUUGGCCUCACAGUUAUCCCCAAUGUAUUGCUGUGUUUGCAGGUUGCUGUGCAGAGCCUUCAUAACCAGGACACUAGAUCCUUGUCACCAAUUAACUGUUCCAGGUCCACAGGGAUUUUUGAAAGCAGCUAACCACAUUAGCUCAGUUCAUCUUGAUUGUAUUUAGGAAGCAAUUCAUUAUUCUCUUUGCUGUAAUACUUUUAAAAUAAUUUAGUGUAGACAAAUCUAAAAAUUUAAAAAUUUAAAUCUGCCUUCUAAAGCGUCACAGAACGGGUUUCACAUGUAGAUUAACUUUUCCCAGUGAUCCUUUGCUUUGCAAAAAUUCUACUGUUUCUUUUGGUUUUGUCAUUUUGGCAAAACCGAUUUUAAUCUUUGACUCUAGGGAAUCACAACUUGGACAUCUGGCGUGUGGAAAUCCUGGAGAAGAGCAGACCAAGUAUAUUCAUGCAGCAUCCCUGUAUCAGAGCUGUGGAAUAUUAGUGUUAAUAGAUCCGCAUGAAAUAAUAGUCACAUGUUAAUGAAGUGGUGUGUCCAAAUUUCCCACAUUUCAGUAAAACACUCCAGCACACACUUGCAAUGGAUGCACGGUUUAUCGGUGUCAGAAACAGGGCCCAAAACCAGCACAACAAAAUUUAAGUCCACAGAUCUUCCUUUAGCUUGGCUGAAUGCAGCACUGUUCUGCUUUUUCUGGAUCUCGUGCAAAAAUUGUGAACUGUGUAUCCCUUGUAGAGUCUGUUUGCUGGCAUUUUUAGACUUUAAGGGGUGAUUACAGUAUAUUAAGAAUACAUGCGUAAUUUACUAUGACCACAAACAAAUCAACGUUCCCUCCAAAAAGAAAAACUGCAACUCUAGAAUUAGAGACUUUAUCAUAUUUUUCUUUUAUGAGCCUUUGUACUACUUUAAAAACAUAUGGUACACUCUAGGUGUGUUUAUGUAGUAGACACUCAAGCAUUUGUCCUGAUAAUACGUGAAAACUUGCAUGUAUCCUGACUCAGGAUUCCCAAUUGGCUCCUAUAUUAUUUUAGUGGCUGUCUAGUAGUUGGAACAGGUAUCAACUAUCCAUUAGAACCCUAUCUAACUACACACAAUGCAAUUCUUACUGUAGCAGCCUUGCCUGAUUCUACAGAGACCCUUCUGACACUGGGAAAAGCCUGAUGAAGGUGUUUUGAAGAAUGUACUUGUUAUAUAUUCUAUUUGAAGAGUGGGUCACUGAUCUAAUUUUAGAACUAUUGAACGAGUUGCUCUUCUGAUGCCAUGCACAUAAUCUGAAUCCAUCUCCAAAAUGAUUAAGAACCACUGGUCUAGAGAAUGCACUGUAUAACUAUGAACAAUGAAUUGCUGACUUUCUAAAUGAAUUCUAAAGUAUGAAGUAUUAAUACCCUGCCCUGUACACCUAGCUCAGUAUGGAUUGUAUUCCCACAAACCACCCAAAAUGCAAUGCAAAAUCUGAAAAAGAGGACAAGUGGCAUUGCCUCAGAUAUUUGUGUAAGCAACAUGCUACACAUAAAUAUAUAUAUGUAUAUGUAUGUAUGUUGAUUCUUCAGCCAAAAGCUCAGGUUAGUGUAUGUAUGUAUAUGUAUGUAUACAUGUCCUGAUGACUGUAAGUAUCACGUUGACUGUGAUUUUUAUUGAAGGUAAAUAAAAGUUAAAUUUUAGAUAAGUCCUUGGAGUGCUAUCUUUUGCAACUUUUGUAUAUAUAUAUCACCCCAUCAGGGAUGACAUAUUUGUAUGUCUAAACUGUUGCUUUUAAGGGAAAUUAAUAUAUGCAAGUCUAUAUUUUCCAUUAUCCAAAUGGAAGGCCGAGCCCAAGGCGAUUAUUAUCCACACAUUCUGUGGUGUCAGCCGCGAUUUAGAUCCUAGAUUGUAUGGUAAUUAUUUAUACCAAGUAUGUAAUUACCGUAUAUACUCGAGUAUAAGUCGAGACCCCUAAUUUUACCCCAAAAGACUGGGAAAACAUAUUGAGUCGAGUAUAAGACUAGGGUGGGAAAUGCAACAGCUACUGGUAAAUUUCUAAAUAAAAUUAGAUCCCCCAAAAAUUAUAUUAAUUGAAUAUUUAUUUACAGUGUGUGUUUAUAAUGCAUGCAGUGUGUGUGUGUUUGUAUGAAUGCAGUGUGUGUGUAUAUAUAAUGCGAAGUGUGUGUGUGUAUGAAUGCGGUGUGUAUGAAUGCGGUGUGUGUGUGUGUGUGUAUGAAUGCGGUGUGUGUGUGUGUGUGUGUGUGUGUGUAUGAAUGGGGUGUGUGUGUGUGUGUGUGUGUAUGAAUCUUGGGUGUGUGUGUGUAUGAAUCACGGUGUGUGUGUGUGUGUCUUGUGGUCGGUGUGUGUGUGUGUGUGUGCGUGAAUGCGAUUGUGUGUGUGUGUCGUGGUCGCGGUGUGUGUGUGUGUGUGUGAAUGCGGUGUGUGUGCAUGAAUCUUGGUGUGUGUGCAUGAAUGCGGUGGGUGUGUGUGCAUGAAUGCGGUGGGUGUGUGUAUGAAUGCGGUGGGUGUGUGUGUGUGAUGCAGAGCUUGGUGGGGGGGUGGGCAUUUUUAUUGAUUUUUUUUAAUAAUUGUUAUUUUUAAUAUUAUUUUGUUAUAUUAUUAUUUUAUUUGUAUUUUAUUAUUUUUUUAAUAUUAAUAUUUUAUUUGUAUUUUGAUUUUGAUACAUGGGGGCUCUCAUUCCCUGGUGGUCCAGUGGAUGGGCUGUGUAGGAGGGGGGCUGGCAGAGAGCUGUAACUUAACUUUCCUGCAGCUCCCUUCUCUCUCCUCCGGUCCGGUCAGCUCCCCUGUAAGUCUCGUGGUGUGACUGCCGCUCGGAGCGUUGACACGGUAACCCGUGGCAAUGCUCUGACCCCGCGACUCUCGCGAGACUUACAGUGGAGCUGACAGGGGAGCUGACUAGACCGGAGGAAAGAGACGGGAACUGACAGGAGCUGCAGGAAAGGUAAGUUACAGCUCGCUGCCAGCCCCCAACAAGACCGCCGGCCUUGUAAUGAGCCCGGCGGUCCUGGUCUGUAUUAUGGCAAUGUAAGUUGCCAUAAUACAGACAGUUAAAACAGUAAAGAAUGGUGAGAGCACAGAGAAACAGUAAUUACCCUUAUAUCCAAUAUAAAACCUGUAAAAAACCAAUGGGAAAAACAGGCAUAGGGUAAUAACGUACAAAUAAUAUAUGUAUGAGUAAAUACUUGAAUAAACUCACAUAUUCAUGAGCCACUUAAUAUGGAAGCUGGCUCAGACUAGGAACAUUGAAUGGAUUAGUGAGGUGGUCGUUGUAAUCCAACUGCUUAAUUGCUUGCUCCUUCUUGCUUUACAAAAUCCAGGAUGCAGGAUCUUUAAUGAAAACCUUUAUUCGGUAUAGCAUCAAAAAAAGACAGCAGCAGUAAAAGUUAAAAUUCAGCAAUUCCACCUCUGCACACUAACGCGUUUCAGCCAAAGCCUUUAUCAAAGUGUGAGUCCAUUCAGUCUGUUCCGUGUUUAAAUAGGAAACUUUUUGUGCCUUUCUUCCGUUCAGAAAUAAGCCCCCCCCCCCCCCGGUUUUUUUUUAUACGCAACUUUAUUGGGCAUCCUAGCGUCCUUAACGAUCUCAAUUUACUUCCGUGUUCAUUGAAGAAAAGAACAGCGAACUAUUCCAUUCACUUAGUCUUUCAUGUUGCAAUGAUCAGAGUCCUAUUAGCAACAUACUUCAUGCAUAUUGUCAAUAACAUUGAAACCAAUAUUAUAGUCAGAUAUUAUUAUUCCAAUACGUGGAAUAUUAGCAACAGUUAAACUCUCUCUUUCUCAGAAAAAGGAUUAAAAAAGGUAAAAGAGAGGCAAAAGAAGAGGGAAUAAAUUUAAAAGGGAAAUAAAAGAUCGAAGCAAGCUAAAAAAGAAGGACUAGAAACUAUCCCAUUCAUUUUUUAUUUUAAUUCUAACAACCGCGCUUUACGUAAAAUUAUUGAUAAAAAUUGGCAUGUUUUAAAGUUAGAUGAUGAGUUACGCCCACUAAUAGGGGAAAAAGCAAAAUUAAUUUUUAGAGGAGCUAGAAAUUUCAAGCAAAUUUUAACUAGCAGCUUCCAAGAGAAAGAAAAGAAUGAAUGUUCCAAUAACUUAUAAAAAGAACAGAAAGGAUUCUUCUAUUGUGGAAAUUGUAGAGGGUGUAAAGUAAGAGCUGGGAAAAAUAGAAGAAUUUUUAAAUUCAUUUCUUUUAAUAAUAAAACAGAAUAUGAAAUCAAACACGUGCAAUACUGCUGAUGUUAUUUAUAUGAUAACAUGCCCCUGCGGGUUACAAUAUGUAGGGAAAACGUCUCGUUCGUUAAAAAUACGAAUUAGGGAGCAUAUAUACAACAUCAGGAGAAGAUUCUCUAACCAUUGUUUAUCUAAACAUUUUUUGGAAUAUCAUGAUGGAGACCCAGCAGGCCUGGAUUUUUUUGAAAUAGAUCAUAUUAAAAUACACUGGAGAGGGGGUGAUAAGGAUAAUCUUUUAAGUAAAAAUGAGAUGAAAUGGAUUUUUAAUUUGGAUACACUUACACCGGGGGGAUUAAACGUAGAUUUUGAAAUUAAUACUUAUAUUUAACCAUAAUUAUUUAUUAAAUCUAUUAGAGAUCAUUUUAGGUUGUUUUAUAUUAAUAAGAUAUGUUUUAAUUCCAAUUUUAGUAAUACUGAUUAAUAUUUUAUAAAUAUUGAUUAUAAUAAGUGUAUUUUAAGUAUAAUGCAUUCUCCCGAUAUACCUUUAAAUGUAAAUAAGAUUUUUUUCUAUUUCGAUCUUUUAUUUCCCUUUUAAAUUUAUUCCCUCUUCUUUUGCCUCUCUCUUACCUUUUUUAAUCCUUUUUUUGAGAAAGAGAGAGUUUAACUGUUGCUAAUAUUCCACGUAUUGGAAUAAUAAUAUCUGACUAUAAUAUUGGCUUCAAUGUUAUUGACAAUAUGUAUGAAGUAUGUUGCUAAUAGGACUCUGAUCAUUGCAACAUGAAAGACUGUGUAAAUGAAUGGACUAGUUCGCUGUUCUUUUCUUCAAUGAACACGGAAGUAAAUUGAGAUUGUUAAGGACGCUAGGAUGCCCAAUAAAGUUGCGUAUAUAAAAAAAAAAAUUAAAAAGGGGGAGGAGUUUAUUUCUGAACGGAAGAAAGGCGCGAAAAGUUUCCUAUUUAAACACGGAACAGACUGAAUGGACUCACACUUUGAUAAAGGCUUUGGCUGAAACGCGUUAGUGUGCAGAGGUGGAAUUGCUGAAUUUUAACUUUUACUGCUGCUGUCUUUUUUUUGCUGCUAUACCGAAUAAAGGUUUUCAUUAAAGAUCCUGCAUCCUGGAUUUUGUAAAGCAAGAAGGAGCAAGCAAUUAAGCAGUUGGAUUACAACGACCACCUCACUAAUCCAUUCAAUGUUCCUAGUCUGAGCCAGCUUCCAUAUUAAGUGGCUCAUGAAUAUGUGAGUUUAUUCAAGUAUUUACUCAUACAUAUAUUAUUUGUACGUUAUUACCCUAUGCCUGUUUUUCCCAUUGUGUUUUUACAGGUUUUAUAUUGGAUAUAAGGGUAAUUACUGUUUAUCUGUGCUCUCACCAUUCUUUACUAUUAUAACCAUUUAUUUAUGUGAGGUGGAGUGACCCACAUUGCUGGUGAUUGUAGCACUUUGUUUUAUAUUGGUUUUUUUCACCAUAUAUACACUUAUUUCAUUAUAACACAGACAGGGACUCGAGUAUAAGUCGAGUGGGGGUUUUUCAGCACAAAAAAUGUGCUGAAAAACUUGUCUUCUACUUUAGUAUAUACGGUAGGUCUCCAACGCAGUACAGGUGUUUAGAAUCUUCUCAAACUGACAUAUGUGGAUUUUCUAUAGCACGAAGAGCUAUACCAAUCUUUAUAAGGGACCAACAUAUGAAAUACCAAGAAGCUGACAUAUUAACUUAUGUUUAUGUGAGGAGUCACCUUUAUUCACUAAAUUGUAGGGAAUUCAAAGUGAAUUUUUGAUUUUAGCCUAAAAUAGUCAAUUUGUAAGCAUAGGAUACUCCCUUACAAAUUGACUAUUUUAGGCUAAAAUCGAAAAUUCACUUUGAAUUCCCUACAAUUUAGUGAAUAACAUAAACGUAUUAUCAGUAACAAUACUGAAAUGUUGAGCUGCCUAUUUUUCAAGAUAUACGGUUUAUCGUGUUUACUCACUCAACCAUGAUUUGACAACAUGAUUGAGAAAUGUAGAAAUAAGUCUAAUUUUACAUUUUAAGUUUGCAGUUCCGUUAAGAAUUCACCAUUGUGUACUGGGUAGCUAGCAAACCUAUUUUUGAGAGUAUUGCGCUGUUUUUUUUGUUUUGUUUUGUUUUUGGGAAGAUCCCUCCUAUUGCAUUCAGGAUGUUUCCCCCAUAUAAUAAAUGUUUGAUAAAAUAACAAUAUUCUGUUAUUAUAAGAAAGAUUCUUCCUUUUCUCUGCGUGAAGGUGACCCAUUAUUAUUUAUUUUUGCAUGAAUAGGCUUUGCUGUAUAAUCCCUUGUUCUUGUGCGUUGAUGGCUAAAGUCUUUUUUUGUUCUUGGGAAACAUGGGAAAAGCCCAUGGAGCAUAAUGACCCAAGUGGAAUCUGUCAGGCAUUUUCCUGCCUCUGGCUGAGCUGCUCUGACAGUCCUGCUUAGGGUUUCCCAUUCUGAUUUGUCUGAAGUAUUUGCGCCUGACUGAAAAUGUAAAUAUCCAGAGGGGAACAGCAGCCUACAUUCUCUAUCCUGUCCAGAUGUUGCACCCAAGGAAAGAGGCUUCCCCUCCCCUACCCUUUCUGCGCUUUCACUGUUUUGUGGUACAAUGGGGUCUAUUCACUAAAUGCUUGAUGUUUCCUUCAGGAUAUUCUUACGCACUGUUAGAUUGAUUUGGGAGCUAGAGGCUCCCAUCUCCUAAAUUGAUCCUUUUUUUUUUUUUUUCAUUAGGCCAUACAUUUACUUGGCAGUUUCUGUAUAUUUAAGGUGUAGUAAGUGAAAAAUAAAUGUGUGUGUGUGUGUAUAUCUAUGCAAAAUAACCAAAAUUAGUAUCUGGUUUUAUUGGACUAACAACAUUUUGGAAUGACAAGCCUUUGAGAGAUCCUCCCUUUAUCAAGUUUUUCAAAAUACUAAUUUCAUCUGUUCUUUUACGUCUCCAUCACUGGGCGAAUACAGCAAAGAUUGUAUCUCUUUCUCUCUCUCUCUCUCUCUCUCAAUAAACACAUUGUGUCUGUGUAUAUGUAUUAUAACUGUUACAUAUAACCAAAUAAUAAAAAUAUUUAAUAAAUUAUACGGUACCUCCGUGCUCUGUCUUUCACACUGUGGACUAGAUUCUGGUACAAUAGCUAGACUUCGUUCUGGUAACUUAAUAGCAGUUCUCUAUAGGGGAAUUGCUAUUCAUUUUCCAGCUAGAUUUUUUUUUUUCUUUUUUCUUUUAACUGAAUCUUACCCCUUUCCGUCUCUAGAUAAGCAACAUGAAGUGGAGAUGCCAACACAGGCCCAGAAGGAAAAAGACAAGAAGAAGAGACCCAUGUCUCAGAUCAGUGGGGUAAAAAAACUAAUGCACAGUUCCAGUUUGACAAAUUCAAGUAUCCCAAGGUUUGGAGUGAAAAGUGAAGAGGAGGACGCUUUAGCCAAGGUGAGAAACCAGUCUGUAUAAUUACCAGCCGAGAUCCGUGUUCCCUCUAAACGUAGCACUGAAAUAAUUUUAAAGCCAUAUAAAAAUAUCCUACAUUAUUUUAGAAGCACUGUUAAAUUUUAACGCUAUCGUUUUAUUGACUAGAUUUUUUUUAAACCAUCAAGUUUCAUGGUGGUGCUAUUUUUUUAAUGUUUUUAAGUUGUCAACAAAAUCAGGCUCAUAUUACUAAUUGAUAGUGCUAGCACAAUCCCCUCUAAAUGUAUCUGUACUAUGUCAACACGCUAAAAAAAAUAGAAGUAUGGCCUGAACCGUUACUUUCUAGUAUUUGAAACGGAUUCUUGGAACAUUCAGUGAACGCUUAACCUGACAUCUCAUUGCUUCUCCUCUUGGUUUUUAAUGCUGAUGGUUUGUAUCUCUGUGGAAAUGUUUUCAAUGACUGCUGAAUAACCUCUUGGAACAGGAGUACCUGUUUUCUCCAGGCAUUAGUCCAGCUUAUAAAACAGUGCAAUGUGCUAUAAUCAUAUACCCUCUACAAAAAACAAUUUUUAUUAAAGGUUUAAGUUUGCAGUAGUUACUUCUAGGCAUUCAUUUUCAAGUAAUCUCCAGCCCAACCAAAUGGAUUAAGUGUUUUGUGUCUUAUUACACAUUUUAUGAUCUAACGCCAUGAUAACACAUUACUAUGAUUUAUAGUUAUCUCUGUAAAACGCUAAGAAUGUGCUUGUAUUUCUAUAGUCUAAAAUAAUUCGGCUUCUGCCAGGAAAAUGUAAUUUGGUUCAUAAAUUAAAAGGAAAAUUCCUUUCUGUAAAGAUUUCAAACUAUGUGUACACUACACAGUGUAUCCUAGAAUGCGCAAUACACCUACAUGCCAGUCCGCUGAGCAUGGUCUCAUAACAAAAAUGAGAACAUAUAUCCAACGGCAGUAAAUCCAUAAUCAGUAUCUCAAGGCAUUUUAACUUUGGCACCCUUAGUGGCAACUUGUAGAAUUGAAGGUAAAUUAUUUAUAAACACUGAUUUACAGCUAGAGAGGGCUCUGACGAACAGCACGAGCUGAAGAAAGUAUUUGCUUUUGUGAAUUAACAGCUCCCUAAACCCAUCCCCCAUCCAGAAUUUGUUAAAAUUAAAAUAAAAUAUUUAAAAUAAAAUAUAACACUGGCCAUUAUGUUAGUGUUAUAUGGACUUGGGCAUUUUCUCUUCGUUAAUGAUGCACACAGCUAUAGGAAAGCACAUCUAUUUUUGUUAAUAUCUGUAUUUUUGCCAAAGCAGCUUUCAGUAAUUGCAGUACGGUAAUUAAUUCAAGGCAUCCUCCCACACACCGUAUGUGACUUGAAAUACCAAGUUAGCAAGCAGUGAUGAUUUUAUGUAUGUAUUGCUGUAUAAAAAAGACAGAACUCUUGCUGUAUCUUAGUGAUGUUUUCUAAGCCUGUUGUGUGAAUUUUCUUUUUUUAUGAAACAUUCUGAAACAAUUUAUUCUUUCUAGGAACUUGAAGAUGUAAACAAAUGGGGCCUUAAUGUUUUUAAAUUAGCCGAGUUUUCUGGAAACAGACCUCUCACAGUCGUCAUGCACACUAUAUUUCAGGUUUGAUUGCAUUUUAUGUAUUCUCAAUUUUGUGUGAUUGUUUGUGCGAGUUCCUAGUUGGAGUACACAUUUUAAUGGACUCAACAUAAAUUGUCACUUGUGAUUAAAUUAUGUGUAGUCAUUCUUGGUUUAAGGAGGAAAUUGCAUACAUCCUAUUAAUGGGGAUCUUACCACCACUGCUGAUCUCAUUACCGUUUACCUUCAAACACUAGGAGACACAGCUGAAUUAAUUAUCUAAAUGUGAUUUGAUUUACCACAAAACUAUACAACAGUAGCUUUGCGUUUAAACGUAAACAAUCUUAUUCUUGCUUGAUAUAAACCGUUAGUCUGAUAAUUUCUAAUGGUUUUUAGUAAGUAAAAGCAGGCUUAUUGAGUUGGCUGAGGUAUGCCCUGUUAUAUCGUAGCCGCAGAGGUAAUCAACUUUCGGCACUGCAGUUGUUGUGGACUCCUCCCAUAAUGCUCUUACAGCCAUAAUGCUGGCAGAGCAUGAGAGGAGAUUUAGUCCACAACAUCUGGACUAUACCUCCUGAAGGUUCGCUAAAGGUUGAGCCUUUUUGCUCCUAAAUUAAGAUUGGAUACAUAUAGUUUGAUAUAAACUGGUAUAGAUAGAUGUAUAGACAUUUAAUCAUAUACAAGGUAAAGUCAAAUGCCUAAUCAUUUAUCAGCAUGUAACGUAAUAUCGCGUGUAGCUGUCUAGGAGAGUUGACUGUGAUGAUACAUGGAUAUGUUGCAGAGAAAAGUAAGAUGAUGACCUUUCGUCGUUGUUCCACCCCGAUUUUUUGCUACUGUAGCAUUCACUAUGGCAAGGAGCUCAGUGUAGGUGUGCAUGAGAAACAAAGGUUCCUCUAUACUUAAAGUAGAUUAUCAAUGGAAUAGGAAAAAGUAUCCUGUUAAUCUAAAGUUGUACAUGUUUUGUGUUUCACUUAUCAAUUUUCUUUAUUUUAAAUACAGGAACGAGAUUUGUUGAAGACCUUUAAAAUUCCAGUAGACACUUUAGUUACAUAUUUAAUGACGCUAGAAGAUCACUAUCAUGCAGAUGUGGCUUAUCAUAAUAAUAUACAUGCCGCUGAUGUUGCACAGUCUACCCAUGUGUUGCUAUCGACCCCAGCUUUGGAGGUAAUGUAUUAAUAAAAUGAUAAAUGUUAUUCUUUGUUCAUAGUGCUUAUGUUAUACUGUAAUAACUGCAGAGAAUGUAGACAUGGUCAUUCUGUUUUGGGUUAAUCACAUUUUGCAAUCCUUGAUAAAUUUGCUUAGCUGACAUAUGAUGGGUGAUAUGAUUCAUAGAAUCCCCCUCCUAUAUGUAGCACAAGAUGAUCACAGUUCGUGGCAGUGAUGUUAACCACAGUCGCAGUCUAAUUUAAAUGAGGGCUAACUGUCUUGUUACAGUAAAUGGAAUACUCUAAACUCUGAGUAUAUUACUUUGUAUUGGUUGGCUAUUGUUUGGGGUUGCCUUCCUGCCCUUGUUAUUGUCCAAAAUAAUUAAGAUUUUAGUAUAAGGACACCUGAUCAAUUCAGUCUUGUCAACUGCUUUUUUUGGUGUGUGUGUGUGUGUGUGUUGCGUUUUAGUUUUCUGAAAAACCAAAACCGGUGGUAAUGCAGUGAUGAUUAGUCAGACUCCUUCUACUCCCAAGUCCUUUACACAUGAUAGUACUUGGAUUCAAAUAGAUGGGUUCUGGGAAAGGGUCUUUAACAGCAUCUAUUUCCAUGUAAUUUAAUAAAAUAGACCGUAAUAAAGCCACUUACUAAGGUGGAUGGGGGGAAUUGGGAUGUUUUUGGUUGUAUUUAUUUCUUUUUUUUAAAUGUAAUCUUUUAUAUGUAUAUAAUAUGUAAUAUAGCUUUUGAGGAAUUGUUUUCUCUUUUUUAUAUUCAUUUGACUUUAAAUUAGUAUAUUGUUUUGCUAAUGUAAAUCUUAGCCCUUUUUUUCUUGGUAACAGAGAAGUCAUAAAAUUAUGUUAAGUUGGUGUUGUCCUAUAAAAGGGGCACGCCAAGUAUCAGAACCGCUACAGUUUAUUGCAAAGGUUAUGAUACAGUUCUGUUUCUAAUGCAAAUUGCAUGGAGACAGAAUUAACAAAACACGUAAGUUCUGAUUGCUUUCUGUGUUACUCCCUUCCAUGUGAGCUAAUAACUUAAUAUUUUGUGUAAUAUUAUUAUACUCUUACAGGCAGUCUUCACCGAUUUGGAAAUUCUUGCUGCAAUUUUUGCUAGUGCAAUACACGAUGUUGAUCAUCCGGGAGUUUCAAACCAGUUCCUUAUCAACACAAGUAAGUGGUUACAACAAAUACUGUUUAUUUUAUAAAAGAAUGUAUUUUCUGAUUGAAAUAUUAACUAGUAUAUUAAGUAUUUAUCACUAAACCUGGAAGUGUGAGAAAUUGACGAGGGUUUAAAAUGUUUUUUUAUUUUUUAUUUUUUUAUUCAUGCCUUGAAGUUCAUGCCUAUCUGUUUACUUAAGAACCAUCUCCGGUUUGGUGUGCAUGAAAUCAGGCGUUACCCUUCAAUUGCUACUUUCUAUUUUGGCAUAUGUUAAUCUCCCAAAACAUGACAAAAAAUCAGAAUUGGUAAAAUCUAUAAGCUUGUUACAGGAUUACAUAUUACACAUAAAUGUACGGCAUUUGUUAUUUUGGUGACUUAUGGCUCCCUUUCCUUUUAAAGGGACAAUACAUUGCUUAUCUUAAAUCUGGCAGCUAUGGGCAAAUUUCUCACCUCCUUGACAUUUUUUAUUUACCAUAUUAAAACUCUGGUCAAAUAGUGCAUGUGAACCAAAUGGCUUUUAAAAAAAUGUAUGAUGUAAUUUAAGACAUUUAUGUAAGCUAUUAUUAUUUUGUUGCUCUUUAAAAUUGAUGUAUGACAAAAAAAAAACUACCUAAAAAAAACCCUGCAUUUUUUUGAAUUAACGUAGACCUCCUCUCCCUAAACACUGAAAAGGGAUUGUUGACAUAUUCUACCAUGCUGCCUAUUUUCUAUAGGCAACCAUAUACAUGGAUCUAGUUAUUUCCGGUUCUGUUUGCAGAAAGUAAAGUGUGAGGAACAGUAUAUAGCACUGUAAUUAGUUUGUGUUUCCUUUACACAAAUAAUGCUUCAUUUUACCUGUAUGCUUAGUAACCAGAGGGAUACCCUAGAGUGCAAAAUCAAUGAGAUGACUCAUCUCCCAGCAAAUGGGUGGAGAAUGUCAAGGAGACAGAUAAUGUGCUCUGAAUGAUACAUUAUUAAAGACGUGCGUGAUUUAACUAGGGAAUCAACCUGAUUCAUACUUUUAUUUUGUUUAUCUUGACAUUUUCAAUGAUAAAUCAGUAGUACCUCUAUUUUUACAGUUUAAAGCGGCACUGUCAAGGCCGAAUCCCGUUUGGUUUUUUUUGGGGGGGGUGUUUAACCCCACUCACGACUCCAUUUAAUUGUCCACCUAGUUGCUCUCAAAUGCCCCUAAGCACCCAAUCUUAUCUUUAUUUUCUGCCUGGACCUAGGUCCUGGGCACCGCCAUCUUUGUGUGGGUAGAUGAAGUCCCUGUGGGACAAGUCAUCUGCCCACACUAGAUAGCGCUGUGAAAUUCCCGCGCAUGCCCAGUUAAACACUUGGGCAUGUGAACGGGAAUUUCAUCUAUUCAUUAAUUCAUCAGAAAGACGAAUAAAUAAAUAGAACAAAUGAACAAAGACCUCUUCGUUCGUUUGGUUUACUACAAGAGGGGAGCUAACGCCACACAGCUCCCUCACUGUAAUAUGUAAAAAUAGAAGUGGCAGGGAGAAGUGCUCCCAGCCACUUCCUAAGCCCUCCCAUGUACUCCCUCACUCUAUUGGGGUCAAUAUGACCCCAUAAUAGCAUAAUGCUGCUAGUAGGGUCAUGUCUAAUAAACAGUGAACAGCCAGUGUCCUCCCUCCCGGCCCCCACCCAUUGGCGGCGGGUGGGGGCUAGCCCCUAGUCACCCCCCGACCCCCCCCAAAAAAUUAAUAAAUUCCUACCUACCCCUUCUCACCCUAAAAUUAGUGAAGGGGGAACAAUAAAUACCCGUAAAUAAAACUUACCAUUUGAUGUCUUCUUUUUUUCUAAAAACCUUUUUUCAUCCCCAAAGAAAGGCCAAAUAAAAAUCCAUAAUACCCGUCGAACUUUGAAAAUAAAAUAAACCCGAGAUUUAAAAAUAUAUAUAAAUAAAUAAAUACAAUUGCAUACAAAUAUAUAAUCUUGUCAGUUGCAUUCAGUCUCAAGAAUAGGUUUAAGUGGUUCAAUUUCUGGUCUGGGUAAUAGUUUCUGGUCUGGUUGCCACAAAGGGGCUAAGGGGCUACAUAGCUCACAGCAUAAAAGAAUUGUAUUCGUAUAAUUCUAUAUGGAUUACUUUGUGGCCUAACAGGUGGUUAUUACAUUUAUGGACAACCACCGACUUGAAGAUCCCUCUUAAACCACUUUAGGAGACUGUGGGAGUUGUCUGUGACCUCAGUGAUCUCCUUCAACCUUAACUCAAAUGCAAAUGGCUUUUUGGAAGCCUUUCAACAAUGUAUCACAUUAGAAAGCCGACAUUACUGAUUGGUAUAUGUAAAGUGGUUCUCUGGCACGUUUUUGAAAAGUGAUGCGAUUUACCAUGGUAACCAACAUUCUGAUUGCUCCGUCUUAGCCAAUUUUUCCCCACAGUUGUUUUAUACACAACCUCCAUUAUUUUGUUUCUUUUUUUAGAUCUUUGAGAGCGGCUUCAGUCCUACCAUAGUGUGUAGGAUCUUGAUCUGCUUUCUCCUGUAAAACAGUAAUAGCCUCCCAUCACCCUCAGGGUAAAUCAGAGUUGCUUUGAAAUAGUCUUUGUGCGCAUUUUCUUGAUGUUUAAAGGCAGAGCAUUUAUUUGAAAUAUCACCUAUUACACUAAAUAUGUUCCUGAUUGUAUCUGAGUCAGAAUGCUCCAAAGCCUUUCUAGUUCAGACUCGUAUUACAUUUUCUUAAUUUUUGAAAAUUUAGAAGACACAAGAGGCUGUUAUGCAAUGUGCAAUCCACAGUUUGGAAAGCAUCAUGUGCCUCGUGCUUUGAUUCGGUUAAAAAUAAAUGUGCUUGAUGAUAAGUGAAUGUAAUGUCACACUGACUCAUUCCUGAGUCCUUCGACAAAGAUCUAUUACUAGUACCUUCAAUAUCCUAUGUAAAUUUUCAGAGAUGGACUGUUUUUCUGCUCUUCCUAAACCCUUCACUGAAGCAACUAGACCUAUACAGUAACUAGACCUAUACAGCAGUGUUGGGGUAUGAAAGCGUGUGAGCCAGUCAGUUUAAAUUAAAUCAUUUUCUGCAUAAAUGUAAUCACAAGAUGUGCUAUUUAGACACUAUUCCCAGAAGCAAUUGUUAGAACAUCUUCAUCUUCCAAUAUCAGUAGUCAAAACUGCUCUAGAAUUGACCUUUUUUGCCUCAAUGUGAUGUUUAUGUAGUAACACAAGUUUAAUAAUAAAAUUAAGGGGCAAGGGGUAUAUAUAAGUUCAUACAAAAGCAGUGAAGUCAUUCUAUUUUUCUAUAUUUGAUUCCAGGAGGUUCUAGAUGAGAAAGCAUAUGAUGUAAUCAUCUUAUGGUUGUAGCCUGAUCUACAGUAGUUGGGAGUUGGUUACUUAAAAUAUUUGCCAGGAGGAAAAGUUUAUUGGUUUUUGAAGAGUUGAAAUGUUUUUGACAUGGUAGCAGAUUGUUGUUACAAGUCCCUUCUUGGCUGAUUAGAUGUAUUUUGCCACCACAGAACAGGCAAUGUCCAUAACUUUGUGUCCCUCUUUUUUGAGAGCAAUGGGCAAGAGUAGCACGGGGGUAGAAAUAGAUUGACUGGCUUUGAAUCGAUUGGUGGUUCUCACAAGUUGUGGUUCUCCGCACCAGAAAUGUCAGAAAUUGCUGUCUCUAUUACUGUAUCACUGUAUUUUCAUGAAAAUACAUAGCUGUGCAUCUUACUGUUCAACUUUGAGUAGAAUUCUGUGAAAAAGGACAGAAUAUGCCACAUGUAGUUUAACUGACAGUCUGUAGCAAACGUUAUUGGUUGAGUUCAUUCAAAGCACCUGAAAUUAGAGAUUUAUCUAGAUCUACAUACAAUCAAUGCAGAUCUAUGAGGGCUUCUUGCCUUGGCCUAUAUUAAUCAUUAACUCCCAGUCUACCAAUCAGAGUCUGUGUGAUUUGGACUGUGCUGCAAAUAAUAAUGGUAGAAGAUCUUUUGUUGCAUUACUGUAGAUGGGCACCGAUUUCUCCAGCUCACCUAGUGUCUUGGAGGCCUUCCCCAAUUAAUUGCAUCAAGGUGUUGUUUAUACAGACUUGUCCAACACAAUGGCAAUUUAGCAAUCAAGUAAUUGUAUUCUAUCAUAACAUCUGCAACAUAUCUUUUUGGUGCUUAGAUUUGUAAAAACAUGUUUACUAAUCAAUAUCUCUAUUUACUUUAAGGGAAAGUCCCAUGUUUGGUAUAUGCUAAACUGCUCUCUCUCUUUUUUUUUUUUCCUACUAGAUUCAGAAUUGGCCUUGAUGUACAAUGACUCAUCUGUGCUGGAAAACCAUCAUCUAGCCGUAGGAUUCAAGUUGUUGCAAGAGGAGAACUGUGACAUUUUCCAGAACUUGACCAAAAAGCAAAGACAAUCACUAAGGAAAAUGGUUAUUGACAUUGUGAGUGAAUUUACAGAAAUAUUUUUUUUUAGUUUUUUUUAGUUUUGCAAAAUAAGUAUCAUAUACAUAUUUUGUACUGCAUUAUUGAUGAUUGGUAAACAAACAAAAAAUAGACUAAAAUCGCUUUACUCAAUAUUUUAUUUAAUAAAUCCUUUAUAUUUCUCCUCCUACUGUUUUUAAAGUGGAUUUUAUCCACCCAUCUGAGAGUCAUUGACAAGGUAAUAACAAACUAGAGUGCAAACUAGCCAUAUGGAAUAAUUCUGCAUCUCCAAAAGUCACAAUUCAGUGCAAAACCCAAAGUAUCCAUGCAAGGAGCUUCCUUUUAGCUCCACUGAGCCAAGUCCUGCCGUGUUGAGCCGGCUAAUUGGCUGAGUUCUCUUAGCCCAGCACCACUCUUAAACUGGUUUUAAACAGGUAAUUACCCAACCUAGGUCAGGCUGUAGUGGUUAUGGUACUUGGAAUGUUCCUUUAACCGACCUUAGAAAUGGGAUAUUUGCAGUUUGCAUUCGUAUUCAGCCCAUUCUUAAUCCUAAAUAUAAUUGCAAGUUAUUGCCAAACAUUUACUAUGUCAGCUCAGAUUAGCUGUGGCUGUGCUCUACAGCUUUCUCACAGGAAGGUGUGACAAAUUAAAAGGGAAAAUAGAAGCUGUUCGCCUUCACAGGAACCUUUUCUUAUGUUUUCAGAGCUCUAAUUAGUUAACACUUUAUCAGCUAGCUGAUAACUUUCCCUCACUUUAUUUGUUAACUCUUUACUGUACUGUAGAACAGGGGUUACCAACCCAGUCCUCAAGUACCCCAUAACAGUCCAGGACUUAGAGAUUACCCUGUUGUGUCUAAAGAGAUUAUUAUUAUUUUUUUCUAAAAGCACCUUAGACACAACAGGUAAUCCCUAAAUCCUGAACUGGUAUGGGGUACUUGAGGACUGGGUUGGGAAGCCCUGCUGUAGAAGACCAAAGGUUUAUUGACCGCAACUAAUCCAUUUUGCAGUGAUGUGUUUUCAUGGGUAAUGUUUUUUGGUACUUUGGUGCAGAAGAUGAUCUUUACCUCUUCCAGUAGCCAUGUGUGCCUCUUGUAUUGCAGAUAUUUGUUGAUGACCUCUUAUUUUAACAAACUCAACUGUACAUUUUGGAUUUUUUGUUUUCUUUACUGUUUUGUGCGUGUGACUAAAACGUCUUUCUUUGACCUACUUGUCAUUUAUGGCUUGAUUCUUGGUGUCAUAUUGUUUUAACGGCUGCUGUCUCCGAAACUGUUAAUGCAUGGCUGUAUUUUCUACAAUCCUGCCAGUCCUUUCUAACACACUGCACAGGAUCUGACAAUGCAGGAAAGCAGAAUAUCUGCCCUUAGGAGAUUGCAGUCUAAUUUUGGUAUUUUUACUGCAGGCCCAAAAGAAAAGGAACCAAACGUUUCGGGUGCCUAACUGUUAAGGCAAUUUUGUUUGCAACUCACAUUUGUGAAAUGAACAUUCAGAGCAUUGUUGGUUAUGGUGCCGGGAGUUACCUGGUGGCCCUACUAUUGAAAGUAAUCAAAACAUUUUUAGACCUGUUUACUUCUAAACUUAGGUCUGCCUCUACUACUUUAAUCGGAGUGCCGUAAACUGUUACGCAAUAGCCGCUAUUAGCUCUCCUGAGGUAAGCCUUGCAAGCUAGUUUAUUGGCCGAUAACAUCAAUUAAUCGCUUUUAACCAUGAGCUAAGCCCUGCACCAUGGGUUAAACUCAGACUGAGCCAGAAGCUCUCUCUGUCUGACGUAGUGGAGUUGGGGGAGUGGAGUUAAAAUAAUCAGAAAGAGGGGAAAAAAGUUAAAAUCGUUAUUCUAAAAUUUGUUUAUUUAUAAAAUAUUUUACCAGGAUGGGUACAUUGAGAUUUUUCUCCUUUUCAAGUAUUUCCUGGGUCCACAAAACAUUGCAUUGUUACAAUAGGAUACAAUAUUAAAAAAAAAAUACUAUAUAUAUAUAUAUAUAUAUAUAUAUACAUAUACAUUACACACAAAAUAUAGGUAUUAAUAUAUAGGUAUUAAAUAUAUUCAAGGUAUAUUGCCAUAGAUCUUUUAAAAGAUUUUAGACUGAAUGAAGAUUUAUAUUUGUUCCCGAGGUUAUUCCAUAAUUGCGGUGCUCUGUAGGAAAAUGAGUAUCGAGACACUUUAUUUUUGUAUUGCGGCAUGCUAAAUAUCGUGCUAGUACUGGAUCUGAGGUUAUAGGACGUAGGAACAGCUGGGAAGAGCAUUCUACUCAGGUAGGGUGGGAGCUUCCCAGAAAUGCUCUUAUGCACAAGGCUGGAAAGAUGAAGAGUGCGUCGGGGUUCCAGCGACAGCCAGUUUAGGUCUUUUAACAUGUCACAAUGGUGGGUAAAGUAAUUGCAUUCUAGUACAAAACAGUAGAAUGAAUUAUAUAACGUAUAAAGUUUAUUAAGGUGGAUUUGCGAUGCAAGUGAAUAAACGAAAUCCCCAUAAUCAAUGACCUGCUAUUUGAAUUUGUUCUGAUACACAGUUGUUGAUUUUGUAGUUUACAUCAUUUAGGUACAGUUCCAAAGAUCAUCGUAACAGUUUUGUCAGUGUUUAGGAAAAGUUUGUUAAAAGGGUAUUACUCUUCACGUUUGGGUUCACCAGGACCGUCCUGGCACUAUAAUCACUAUACCAUGCUCAGUGGUUAUUGUGCUUCGUGUUCCUUUAUAACAUUUUUAACUUGUUUUUCCUUUAGAAUACAUUAAUAUGAAUGAUUAAGCAAAUGACAUCACAAUCCAAUUCAGUCAAGGCACACCCAGGGCACAUAACAUCUACUCGAAGGAAAGAAGAUAUAUAUACAUAAUAUGAAAAUCCUGUAGAAUAACUGUUCCUCUUUUAGCACACUUAUGUCAUAAACACUUAUUCCUGAAUAUUCACUUAGGAUUAGUAUGGAGUGCUGUACACAGUCCUUUUGUUGAUCAGUUCAGGUUAUAAGUGUGCCAUUUGCAUUGAGGUGUGGUGACUGCAGUGAGAGCUUACUUAUUACGCUCUGUAAAUGCUGAUCUUCAUGUUGGGAGAGCAUAGUGAUGCAUUGGCAGUUUACAGCAGAGAUUCAGACCAAACCUUCGAUUUGUCCAUGACAUUUAAACUAUAUCUUGCUGGUGAAUUUUCUAUCACAAUAUAGAGGGUAUAUUCUAUCGUUUACCUUAAGUGGAACUGGUCUCCCAUGCAUCUUUGAGUGAUUGCUCUAUUUUAAGAAUGAAUGCAGGUUCUUAUUCCGUGUCAGUCGUCUAAAGCUCAAACUCUGUUUUGUUUCCACUUUAAGGUGCUGGCAACGGACAUGUCAAAGCAUAUGAAUUUGUUGGCUGAUCUGAAAACUAUGGUUGAAACAAAGAAAGUAACCAGCUCGGGAGUUCUUCUUCUUGAUAACUAUUCAGACAGGAUACAGGUAAAGAGGCUUUUUUUGUUCUUUGGGAAAAGAGGAUUUUUUUUCAAGUGUAAUGAACAAAGUAAUACAUGUUACUGUGUGAUGAUUGUCUAACUAAAUUGAAGGGAAUAGAGUGGUAAUCAUGAGUUUCCCACAUCCCCAUUUUCUUUCUUUUUCUUCGUCUUGCUGCCUCCUCUCUCUAUUCCUCCUUGUAUCUUUACUUUCCCUUCUCUUCAUAGUCUGUUUUCCCUACUUUGCGUUAACGUGCUUGGGUUGUCUACUUUAAAAAAAAAUAUGUACGUGUGAGGCGUGAUUCAAAGAUUUAUGACCGAUAAGUGUUACAAUGUCACUUUAUGACCGAUAAGUGUUACAAUGUCACAAAAAAGUCUAUAUUUUUUUUUUCUUUUUUUUUUAAAAACAACAAUGUCCUACCUGUACUUAUAGCCCUAUAACUUGCAAAAAAAAAAAGCUAAGAACAUGUUAACAUUGGGUAUAUCUAAACUCAGGACAAAAUAUAGAAACUAUUUAUCAAGGGUUUUUUUGGGGGUCAAAGUUAGAAAAAGUUGUUUUUUGAAAAAAAAAUUCAUAAUAUUUUUUAAGUUUAUCAUAUGAUGAAAAUAAUGGUAUCUUUAGAAAGACCAUUUCAUGGUGAAAAAAAUGGUAUAUAAUGUGUGGGUACAGUAAAUGAGUAAGAGGAAAAUUACAGCUAAACACAAACACUACAGAAAUGUAAAAACAGCCCUGGUCCUUAACGGUAAGAAAAUUGAAAAACUGUCUGGUCACUAAGGGGUUAAUGGUGUAUACCCAAAUUGAUGUAGACCUGUUCAAUUUCGCUGUGUGAAUGAAUGAGAUUAUAUAUAUAUAUAUAUAUAUAUAUAUAUAUAUAUAUAUAUAUAUAUAUAUAUAUAUAUAUAUAUAUAUAUAUAUAUAAUAUAUAUUACACACACAUUCACACAGCUGAAUUGAACAGGUCUAUAUGCACUCUGAUAGAUUGCCAAUGACUACCAUUAAUUUGACAAAUGCAUUUAUAUAUUUAUUUUUUAUGUAAACUCCAGCUAUUCGUAGUUUUGAUUUUUGUUGAUGAACAGGAAAUCCUUGUUUAAGUUACACAAACUAUUAGAAGUUCCGAUGAGUUAUUGACUGAUGUAAAAGUCUCCUGCACAACGUGAAUUUUCUAAACUACACUUCACAGCUAACCAAAGUGUACAUGAAAAAGAAACAUUUUGCCUUCUGUGUAAUAACCCAGCGGGUGACCAUUGUCCAAUAUUUUUAUGUCUAUUUUAGGUUCUUCAGAAUAUGGUGCAUUGUGCAGAUCUUAGCAAUCCAACGAAACCUCUGCAGCUGUACCGGCACUGGACAGACAGAAUAAUGGAGGAAUUCUUCAGACAAGGAGACCGGGAAAGAGAUAGAGGGAUGGAAAUUAGUCCUAUGUGUGAUAAGCACAAUGCAUCUGUUGAAAAAUCACAGGUACAAAUUAGAUCUUUUUUAUUUUUUAUUUUAUUUUAUUUUUUAUUAGUUUUAAUACGUUAUUUGUAAUGACUUGAUUUGAGUCAUAGUUCAUUGUUAGAAAUGGGAUUUAUUCUUUAACCUCCAAAAUUUGAGUUGUGGAAUCUAAUUCUGAAACUAUAUAGUUACAUAGUUACAUAGUUACAUAGCUGAAAAGAGACUUGCGUCCAUCAAGUUCAGCCUUCCUCACAUUUGUUUUUUGCUGUUGAUCCAAAAGAAGGCAAAAAAACCCAGUUUGAAGCACAAUUUUGCAACAAGCUAGGAAAAAAAUUCCUUCUUGACCCCAGAAUGGCAGUCAGAUUUAUCCUUGGAUCAAGCAGUUAUUACCCUACAUUGAAAGAUUAUAUCCUUGAAUAUUCUGUUCUUGCAAGUAUGCAUCUAGUAGCCGUUUGAACAUCUGUAUGGACUCUGAUAAAACCACUUCUUCAGGCAGAGAAUUCCACAUCCUGAUUGUUCUUACAGUAAAAAAACCUUUCCUUUGCCUUAGACGAAAUCUUCUUUCUUCCAGUCUAAACGCAUGGCCUCGUGUCCUAUGUAAAGUCCGGUUUGUGAAUAGAUUUCCACACAAUGGUUUGUAUUGGCCCCGAAUAUAUUUGUAUAAUGUUAUCAUAUCCCCUCUCAGGCGACGUUUUUCUAAACUAAAUAGGUUUAAAUUUGUUAACCUUUCUUCAUAGCCGAUGUGUUCCAUUCCUUUUAUUAAUUUUGUAGCCCGCCUCUGCACUUUUUCUAGUGCCAUAAUAUCCUUCUUUAGAACAGGUGCCCAAAAUUGCACAGCAUAUUCAAUAUGGGGUCUUACCAGUGAUUUAUAAAGAGGCAAAAUUAUAUUCUUGUCCCGAGAAUGAAUGCCCUUUUUCAUGCAUGACAAUACCUUACUGGCCUUGGCCACUGCUGAUUGACAUUGCACAUUGUUGCAUAGUUUGUUGUCUAUAACAAUUCCCAAGUCCUUUUCAUGUGUUGUUAUCCCUAAUUCGCUUCCAUUAAGGGUAUACGUUGCUUGUGUAUUCUUUACGCCGAAGUGCAUAACUUUGCAUUUUUCAACAUUAUAUUUUCAAUAAUUAUUUUAUUUUGCAUUUUAUUAUUAUUUAAUUCUUUAUUUUUUGUAGUGCUUAGAGUAACAUACAUGCUUAUAUCGCCACGACAGCAGAUACAAGCCAUUGGAAUAUUACAAGAUAAUCAGUAACAUGGCAAGCAUUAACAGCAAAAUUUUUGAGAUCAUGUCUAUAACAUAGGAUUCAUCUAGGCUGAUAACUACGAGGGGUAGAUAGACAUUUUGCGUAAUAGCAGUAGCAUGUAAAUAUUAAGCAUAGUUUAAGCCUGCGAGAUCAGUGACGUCCCUAGGGCUGAUUGUGUGUACAGGUGUCGCUAUGGUGUGAAUAUCCGUUGCUCUGUGCCAAAUAUGUGACAAGAUAGAUUUAAGGAAGUUAAAUGACAUAAUAGCAAGGAGCACUAUGUGAGUUGGUUACAGGCAUAUUCAGUGUGAGUGUGACAUGUGAUUAUGUACAAGCGAUUAACUACCACUGGGUUUUUAGGUGAGGCAGAGACAUUACAGAUAACAAUAAUGAUAAUGUAGCGCAGUCAUGUGGCUCAGAACCAGUCCGCAGAGGGCUAAUGGAGCUAUGAGAACUAAAGGCCCAGACUCUGCGCACCCUGGUGAUGCCAGGUUAAGUUAUCCAAUGCCUUUUGGCGGUAUUGAGCCGGGUUCCAGCUGCUCUCCUACCCUGCCAUGGGUCUUUGCUACGGUAAGAUCAGAGUCUCAUUUCGGUGGAGCGGACCUGCUAGCGUUGGGCAUCCGUGUAAGGCGAUGUACUGUGGGUGGUGUUGCCGCCUCCGGGGUAUGCCUGGGUGGGGGUCUGCCUUAUGGUGGCGUCGGCUGAGGAGUUGCGGUGUAUUUUGUUCGGGGUCCUUCGGCCGUGUCCGGCCCUUGAUUGGCCCAGUAUGCCGUUGCUGUCGCUCAGGUAAGUUUAAGUUCUCUGGGCGCUUGCGUGGAUGAGUUGCCGCCAUUGGCGGUGUUAGUUGUUUGGGCUUUCGGGUUCUUCUGUUUUGCCGUCCCCAGCACUGUUUACGGGUUUUGUUUGCAGGAGGAGGUGUGCGCUCGCACUGGGGGUUUACCGGCACCAGCAGGGCGAUUUUGUGUGCUUUGGCUUGUUGCUCCCGUAUCUUCCUUCAAAACCUGGCGAAUAUUUCAUUUAGCCUGGCCUUGAAGUUGGUUUUCUCCAUGUUUGGAGCACAUGUGGCGGCGGCCGUGUUGCCUGGUUGCGUUGCUUCUCGCUGCUCGCUGGAUUCUGCCCCUUGGCCCCGGGUAGAGAGGUUGCCCCUUGGGGCUGGACCGAGAUGACCCCCUCCGAUCCAGGGGGGGUCAGGGCUUCGGUGAGCUUGUACCUCUUGUGUUUGGACGAGGAGAGUGGCCGUCUCUCCCCGAUUCCGCCACCAGUAGGCCGCGGCUGUCCAUCUUGGUCACCGAAACAUUCGGCUCAGAUAUCGGGUUGAUCACCGGGUCACUCCUGAUGUAGGUAGUUUAUCCUUGUUUGCUUGGUUUUUCGGGUUUGGCGAAUAUAUGUUUGAAAUUGGCAAGUAGAGCAAUCUGCUUACGUGCAUCUGCUCAGUUUGCUGGCUUGGCCCCGCCCCCUUAUUUUGUAUUUUAAUGUGAAAAAUGAUUUUUUAGAUGACUACAUAUAAAGCAAUAAACUUUUUAUUUAUUUAUUUUUAAAUUUUGUUGCUGAUUGAAUGGGAAACAGCACAGAUUUGGGAACCAAUAGAGUUAGAUGAAAUGCUUUACAUGCUUAUAGAUUAAUAUUUUGUCCCCUUAAAGUGACAGUCAAGCUGAUCAUGUUUUGCUUGACCAGUCUCUGUAUGUUCUUUAUUGUGUUUUGUUACCUUGCUUGAAAACUUGAUUUUACCGUGGGAAUGCUAUCCCAAUAAGGAACCAAUGGAUUCAGCAUUGCUUACAGAAUGGACAUAUGUUAGGCUGGAGGGCUCCACUGUAGAUUAGGUUGGUGCCACAGUCAAAAUUGGAGAAAUUCCUUGUUUUUCCGAUAAAAUAAUGUCUGUUUAUUAUUCCAUCCAAAAAUAUAAUUUUCACUUGAGUGUUCAGUUAGUGAAACUCAUGGAUGUUCAAUCUUUCUGUUUGUCUUACCUAGGUUAUUUAGUAUUUAAAUAAUAUUUAGUUCUAUACUAUACUAUUCUAUUCCAUCCUAUUUCAAAGCCAUACAUCUGUAAAAAACGAAUAGCCAAAACAAUAAAAUAAUCUAUUUCCAUUUUGAAAAGGCUUUUAUUAUUCUGAAAGCAUUUUGUGUUACUUUAGAUCUAGGAUGUUAUCUUUGAUUUUUUUCAACUUGACUGUGCCACAAACACCUUAAUUUUGCUUAUUUUUCCUUUAUUUGUACUUAGGUGGGAUUCAUAGACUACAUUGUUCAUCCUUUGUGGGAGACCUGGGCAGACCUUGUCCACCCAGAUGCCCAGGAUAUCCUGGAUACAUUGGAAGACAAUCGAGAGUGGUACCAGAGCACAAUUCCUCAAAGUCCAACACCUGCCCCCGAUGAGCAGGAAGAAGGUAGACAAGGCCAAACUGAAAAAUUCCAGUUUGAACUAACCCUGGAAGAAGAUGGAGAAUCUGAUACAGAAAAGGACAAUGUGAGUCCAGUGGAAGAAGACACCCUCUGUAGUGACCCAAAAACUCUUUGUGCACAGGAUUCGGAAGCUGCUGAAAUUCCUCUUGAUGACCAAGUGGAAGGAGAAGAAAGUCAGACUGAAUCUAGCCCACUAGAAGGAGAGCAUUCUCCUGACACGUAA
Molecule: messenger RNA, 71862 nt
Organism: Pelobates cultripes (western spadefoot toad)
Lineage: Eukaryota; Metazoa; Chordata; Amphibia; Anura; Pelobatidae
Source: the annotation of a GenBank genome assembly